This is a messenger RNA of Sitophilus oryzae (rice weevil), 48958 nucleotides long. RefSeq lists its product as uncharacterized. Gene Ontology annotation, molecular function: calcium ion binding. NCBI's taxonomy places the organism in Eukaryota, Metazoa, Arthropoda, Insecta, Coleoptera, Curculionidae. The record is from RefSeq and is a predicted model, not a curated record.
AUGGUGGAACAGUCGAACAGUGUAAUGGCCAGCGAGAUUCCUGGACCUGUCGCCAAGGGAUUUUUUAUCGUUCCAGACGAAAACGAGUGCAAAUACAGACCCUGCGACGUAUUUGCUCAUUGUACUAACACCCUAGGGAGCUUUUCGUGUACCUGCUUUCCUGGAUACCAUGGAGACGGAUUUCACUGCGAGGAUAUCAAUGAGUGCGACGAUCCUGCCAUUGCUGCCAGAUGUGUGGAAAAUGCCGAGUGUUGCAAUUUACCAUCUCACUUCCUUUGCAAGUGCAAUCCUGGAUUUCGAGGCGAUGGAGAGGUCCAGUGCCUCGAUAUCGACGAAUGCCAACAACCAAACAUCUGUGGACAAAACUCUCUGUGCCAAAACACCCCCGGAAACUAUUCCUGCGUAUGUCCGGAAGGAUUUUACGGUAACCCCUAUGACGGAUGCGUGGAUUUAGACGAAUGCCAACAACCAGGAGCUUGCGGACCAGGUGCCAUAUGUACGAACGUAGUGGGAGGCAGGCAGUGUCAUUGUCCACAAGGUUUCGAAGGUGAUGCUUACACAACAGGCUGCUUAGAUCUUAACGAAUGCGCAAGAAGUCCCUGCGGUCGGAACGCCCUCUGUUCCAACUUGGAGGGUAGUUUCAAGUGCUCGUGUCCUCCAGGAUACCUAGGUGACCCCAUGACAGACUGCUCAGACAUUAACGAAUGCCAAUCGAACCCUUGCCCCGCCAUCGCCACCUGCCUCAACACUAACGGCAGCUACACGUGCCGGUGUCCCGAGGGAUACGGCGGCUCCGGCUCGGAGGAGUGCGUGGACGUCAACGAGUGCGGCAAACCGGGCGCUUGCGGCAUUAACGCCAAAUGCAUCAACGUUCCCGGCUCAUACAAGUGCCUCUGUCCCGCCGGAUUCACAGGCCAGGGACACCUCUAUUGCGAAAAUGUUAACGAGUGUGAGGGAAAUCCGUGUGGAGAAAAUGCUGUUUGCACGGAUACUAUUGGAAGUUUCGUCUGUAGUUGCAAGGACGACUAUGCCGGAGACCCGUAUAAAGGAUGUACUGAUAUAGAUGAAUGUAGAACUUUGGAGAAACCAUGCGGAACUCACGCAAUAUGUGAGAAUGCUGUUCCUGGUUAUAACUGUUUGUGUCCACAAGGAUAUCAAGCUAAUCCCAGUCCACAAAUUGCUUGUGAACAAAUUGACGUCAACAUUCUUUGUCAAUCUAACUUCGAUUGUACCAACAACGCGGAAUGUAUAGAAAAUCAAUGUUUCUGUCAAAAAGGAUUUACCCCUAAAAAGGCAAUAUGCGUCGACAUCAACGAGUGUAAUAAUAGCACCAACCCAUGUGGACUGAAUUCAAACUGUUUCAAUUCUGUCGGAAGUUUUCACUGUGACUGCCAAAACGGAUAUGUGGGAGCACCACCCAUGGUACAAUGUAAAGCUCCAUGCGAUGAUGUAAAAUGUGGAAACCAUGCCUAUUGUAAGCCGGACGGUGACGAGGCUUACUGCAUUUGUGAAGAUGGAUGGACAUUUAAUCCAAGUGACAUUUCGGCUGGUUGUAUAGAUAUCGAUGAAUGCGAUAAAGCUAACGGACCAAGUGGGCUCUGCGGACUUAACGCAUUAUGUAGCAAUCUUCCCGGAACGUUUGCCUGUCAGUGUAAAGAAGGAUUUACCGGCAAUCCUAACAAACAAUGCAGUGACAUUAACGAAUGUUUACAAAGCAAUACUUGUGGCAUAGGAGCAGCUUGUGAUAAUAGUCCAGGAGGAUACACAUGCUACUGUCCUGAGGGAACAGUACCUGAUCCUGACUCAAAAACAAAAUGUAGCGAAAUUGUAACUUGUUCAGGCAAUAAUGAUUGCCCUGGAAAUGCUAUUUGUGAUGAUAAACAACGAUGCUUAUGCCCUGAACCUAAUAUUGGAAAUGACUGUAGACAUCCAUGUGAAAUAAUUAGUUGUGCUCCCAACGAGGAAUGCUUACUUGUAAAUCACAUUGCCACAUGCUUCUGUAGUUCAGGUUACGUAAACACAACAUCCGGUUGCGCCGAUAUUGAUGAAUGCGUCAAAAACCCAUGUCAAGAUGGUGCGAUCUGCAAAAACGAACCGGGAACAUUCUCUUGUCAGUGUCCAGGCGGAACAUCGGGUGAUCCUUACAGAGAUGGAUGCGUCCGAGUAGCACCUACCCUUAAAGAAUGCUCAGCGUACAAUCCAUGUCCGUCUGGUGAGCAGUGUAUUUUGGACGAAUUAACUAGCAGAAGUGUUUGUAUUUGCGUGAGUGGUUACGUUCGAGAUGACAAAACCGGAAAAUGUAGAGAUAAUGACGAAUGUACGGAAUUUAGAGACAAACCGGCAUGUGGGAUCAAUGCUAUAUGCAAAAACCUUCCCGGAAGUUAUGACUGUCAAUGUCCGCCUGGAUCUAACGGAAACCCAUUUCUGGAGUGUUUGGAAUGUAAUAGUCCUGAUUGUAAAUGUCAACCGCCAUACGAACUUAAGGACGGUAACUGUGUUUUAGCCAGUUGUAAUUCCGACGGCACUUGUCCUAAUGGAGCUGAGUGUAUUACAAUCACAGGUGGUGUAAGUUACUGUGCCUGUCCUAAAGGAUACAAGUCAUCAACUGAUGGUAGCUGUGAAGAUAUCAAUGAAUGUAUGGAUCAACAUCAAAUAUGCGGCUAUGGAGCAAAAUGUAUUAAUCAACCAGGUUCAUAUGAAUGUCAUUGUCCGGAAGGAUACAGUGGAGACGCAUAUAACGGGCUUUGUUCUCCAAAUCAGAAAAAAUGUAUCAGCGAUAAACAGUGUCACGAGAAUGAACGCUGCGUCCAACCUGGUGAAUGUGUCUGUCCACCACCAUACUUUACUGAUCUACAAGACAGUAAUAAAUGUAAAAGUCCUUGUGAACGAUUUCCCUGUGGAAUUAAUGCCAAUUGUACACCAAGUGAUCCACCAAUAUGUAACUGUAAACCAGGUUUUGAAGGCGAUCCCCUUCAAGGCUGUAUGGAAAUUGAUGAAUGUAAAGACGAACCGUGCGCCUACGGGGCACACUGCCUGAAUUUAAUAGAAGGAUAUAAGUGCAUUUGUCCUAAAGGAAUGACGGGAGAUCCUUAUAAAGGUGGAUGCAUUCUUGACACACCAGGCACUGUAAAAUCCGAAUGCCAAAGUGAUACAGAUUGUGUGAAAAUUUUAAGCUGCCAAGAUGGAACAUGUAUUAGUCCUUGUGCCACGGUUCGAUGUGGAUCUAAUUCGCGUUGUAGGCCAGAAAAUCACAAAGCUAUUUGUGAAUGUAAUGCAGGUUUUACCGUCAAUGGCAAAGGACAAUGUGUUUCUCCUUGUGAUGAAUUUAACUGCGCACCUGGAGCUCAGUGUAUUGUUACCACAACGGGUCCUACUUGUAGAUGUGUAGAAGGACUAAUAGGAAAUCCCUUCCCAGGAGGCCAGUGUGUUACGGAUGUAUGUUCUGCAAAAAAUCCCUGCGAAGACCCGAAAGUUUGUAUAAGCGGUCGUUGCAAACAACGUUGUCAAGGAAUAAUUUGUGGAGUUGGUGCCCACUGCGAUAAAAACUUAAACAAAUGUGUUUGUGACUUAAACCUUGUUGGAAAUCCUGACGUGAUCUGUAUGCCUCCAAAAAUUGGACCAUCAUGUAAACCAGCGUGUGGAAUCAAUGCUCAUUGUGAAUAUGGUCUUAUAACAAAUGAAUGCGUUUGUAACCUAGGAACUUCUGGCAAUCCAUAUGAAUCUUGCAAAAAGAUGAAAAUCGAAGAGCGUAGAGGAUGUACGGCUACAUCUUGCGGGGCAAACGCGGACUGCGUAAACACUUUUAACGGAUUUGAUUGUUCUUGCAAACGUGGAUAUGGAGGAAAUGCAUUUAUAGAAUGCAAAGAUGUAGAUGAAUGUAAAAACAAUGUCUGUGGAGAUAGCGCAGUGUGUAUUAAUACUAUAGGCAGUUACGACUGUAGAUGUAGAGAGGGAUAUGCUGGUAAUCCGUUUAUAAUGUGCACACAAGUCCAAGGAGGUAUAUGCAGAGAUGCGAAAAAUUGCCAAUGCAAUAACAACCUUUUAUGUCCCAAUGGGUAUUCGUGUCAAAGAGGACAGUGUUUGGAUCUUUGUUACAACGUUCACUGUGGUCCAAAAUCAACCUGUAAUAACGGACAAUGCAAAUGUUUCCCUGGUUUUACAGGCAAUCCUAAUAAUACAGAAACUGGUUGCCAAAUUGAAAGUCAGUGCACAAGUGAUUUGGAUUGUACAAACCAAGAAAUUUGUUUCCAGUUAGGAAAAGGAAUUCGCAAAUGUGUCGAUGCAUGUAGUAAAGCACAAUGUGGCCCAAAUGCCCUUUGUGUUACUGAAAAACACCGAACAACUUGCAUUUGUAAGCCGGGGUAUAAAGGUAACCCUGGAGACUUGACUACAGGUUGCCAAAUUGAAGAACGAGUCAACCCCAGGGAAUGUUUUACAGAUAGCGAUUGUAAAUUCGGAACUAUUUGUGGUGUAGACAGUAACAGUGUCCAAAAAUGUAUUAAUCCUUGCGACAUGGUUGCUUGCGGUCCAUACGAAAGUUGUAAAUUGGAUAUCGAAGGUCACCCAACUUGUGCUUGUAAAGACCAAUAUUUAUGGAACCCCGUAACGUCAACAUGUGAAAAACCAUCAGUCCCAGAGUGCAAAAAAGAUACUGAUUGUGAAUCAAUUUCUUCUUGUCAACCGGAUGCGCUUGGAAUUAUGAAAUGUGUUCCGGUUUGCCUUCAGUUCACAUGCCCAAAUAAUUCAGCGUGUAUUGCUGAAGCUCAUAAAGGCCAAUGCCAAUGUUUCGAUGGAUUUUCUGGUAAUCCUAAUGAACGAACUGGUUGCCAGUCAAUUCAAAAAGAUUUAUGUGGCUCAAAUUCUGAGUGCUCCGAACAAGACAUUUGCCAAGUAGAUAUCAAAGAACAAAGACGCGCUUGCGUCUCAGCAUGUACGUCUGUCAAUUGUGGUCCCAACGCCAUAUGUGUGGUUAAUAAUCAUGUCGCCAAAUGCCAGUGCCCUCCAGGAUCUUAUAUUGGAGACCCGAACGAUUCAUCAAUAGGUUGUAAAGCUGUGCCUUGCGUGUACAAUAUUGAUUGUCCACCUACUCAACUCUGUAACAGGAUGACCCAUACAUGCCAAGAUGUUUGUGAUGAAGAAUCAUGCGGCACUAAUGCAGUAUGUAUAGGAGUUGAUCAUAGAACUUCAUGUCAGUGCCCUCCAGGAUUUUCUGCUAAUCCCAGUGCAGAAGUGGAAUGUGUUUUAGUAAAUGCUUGCAAAUCAAAUCCAUGUCAUAAUACAGCCUUAUGUCAGCCAAAUCAAAAUGGAUAUAAUUGUAUUUGUCCAGAAGGUACUAUUGGAGAUCCCUUUGUUACGGGAUGUAGACCAGAAGGAAAUUGCCCUAAAGGAGAUUCGGAUUGUCCGGAUAAUUCCAUUUGUUUGCAAGGAAACUGCACCAACCCAUGCACACAGGUAUCUUGCGGUCCAAAUGCAGUGUGUAAUAUAGUUGACCGUAAAGCAAUUUGUGGUUGUAAUAUUGGCUAUAAAUCCGCAGAAAGUGGUAUUCAAGAGGGAUGUUUUCGAACUGUUAUUACCUGUACGUCCGAUUCAGAAUGUGGAAAUGAAGUUUGUUAUAAAGGACAAUGCAGGCCGGUUUGUAGAAACAACGACGAUUGUUCCAAGGGAGAACUAUGUGUAAAUAACAAAUGUGCAACUGCUUGCGCGGAUCAUAGUCAGUGUCUCAGUAAUCAAGCUUGCUUGGAGGGUAUGUGUACUAUUGGAUGCAGAAGUAAUAAAAAUUGUAUAUCCGAGCAAGCCUGUAUUAACAAUCAAUGCCAAGAUCCUUGUCAAAAUAAAGAUGUGUGUGGACCAAACGCUCAAUGUUCGUGUAAAAACCAUAAAACUAUAUGUAAAUGUCCUUCCGGUUUUCAAGGAAACCCUACUCCAGAGCAGGGUUGUAUCCGCAUUCCUGUUCUAUGCGAUAAUAAACAAAAAUGUCCGACUAACCACAAGUGUUUUAACGAUCAGUGCACUUUAACAUGUGAAGGUAACACGCAAUGUGCAAUUGGGGAGAGAUGUACAAAUAAAGGAUGUCUAAAAGUUUGUUUUGCUGACAAUAACUGCUUAGCGGGAGAAAUUUGUCAAAAUGAAGUGUGCCAACCAGGUUGUGCUGCCGAUACCGACUGUAAAGAUUCUCAAUCUUGUAUUAAAGGCAAAUGCAAAUGCAAUGUCGGCUUUACUGAAACAGCUCAUGGAUGUAUCGAUAUAGACGAAUGCGAAGCUCAUCCGUGUCACAGAGAUGCAAUUUGUAAAAAUAAUUUAGGAUCUUAUAUUUGCACAUGUCCUGAUGGUAUGGUGGGCGAUCCUUAUACAAGCUUAGGUUGCACUGGGCCUGGGUCAUGCAGAUCAGACAGAAACUGUCCAGAUAAUUUAGCCUGCAAACGAGGAAAAUGUAGAAAUAUCUGUGAUUCGUCUAAAUGUGGAAUCAAUGCACUAUGCGAAGUAAGAAAUCAUAAAAUGUCAUGUGUAUGUCCAGCUGGUCAUUUGGGCAAUCCUUUUGAUAAGAAUCUAGGUUGUUUUAAAGUCGAAUGCAUUGAUAACGAUGAUUGUCCAACAUCCAGGUUUUGUAAUGCUCACUCUAACAAAUGCUUAGAUCCUUGUGAUUUUAUUGAUUGUGGUAAAGGUGCAUGUUCUUCUGAAAAUCACGAUGCAGUGUGUAUAUGCUCUGAGGGUUACCACUUAGAAAACGACAAAUGUGUAAAUAUCAACGAGUGUAUUGAAAGUAAUCCUUGCCAUCCUACUGCCCAAUGUAUUGACACUGAUGGUGGAUUUACCUGUGUUUGUAAUGAAGGUUUGGUAGGAGAUCCGAUAACCACGGGAUGCAGAACAGCUGGAGAUUGCCUUACUGACUCUGACUGUCCAUCUUCUGCAUACUGCAACAAUGAGAUUUGCCAAAACCCAUGUGAGAUAACAGGAUCCUGCGGUCUUAACGCAAAUUGUAUACCAGUUGCUCAUAAAGCUUCUUGCAAGUGUCCCGACCGAACUAAAGAAGAUGCAGAACACAAUUGUAUACCAAUCGAAUGCAGCGAUAAUAAUGACUGCUCAAAUGAAAAGUCAUGUAUUGACUCAGUUUGCAUUAAUCCUUGUUCACUAUCCAACGUUUGUGGAAAGAACUCCCAAUGUGUAGCACUAAAUCAUCUAGCAACAUGUGCUUGUGAAGCUGGUAUGACUGGAGACCCUCACUUAGGCUGUGUAUCUGUGCAAUAUUGCGCCAACGACAACCAGUGUCCUCAAGGUUUAAAUUGCUAUAACGGGAUUUGUACAUCUUUAUGUGGUAGUCAGCGAGAUUGCAUCACAGAUCAACUAUGCAUUCAAGGAUAUUGCCAGCCUACCUGUAAAACAAAUUCGUCGUGCCCGCAACAUCAAUUUUGCGUAAACAAUAUAUGCCAGCAAGAAGUACGAUGUCGUACGAACAAUGAUUGCGAUCACUCUGAAAAAUGCUUAAUAAACUCUCGUAAACAACCAGACUGUAUAAAUGCCUGUGAAGGUGUUAUUUGUGGACGAAAUGCUGAUUGUGUAUCUGAUAAACAUAGUGCACGCUGUGUUUGUAAAAAGGGCUUCAAAGGAGAUCCCAAUAAUGAAAAAGAAGGAUGUCAAAAGAUCGAAUGCCAAACUAAUGAUGAAUGCUCUAGUGAAAAACUUUGUGACGAAAAUAUGUGUAAAAUUGCUUGUUUAGUACAUAAUCCUUGUGGCAAGAAUGCUUUAUGUUCGGUCGAGAAUCACAGACAAAUUUGUUAUUGUCAGCCGGGGUAUACAGGCGACCCCCAUAAAAAUUGCGCACUAAUAGAUUUCUGUGCUGAUGAACCCUGCGGACCUAAGUCAAUUUGUACUAAUUCCAAAGGUUCUUUCAAAUGUCAGUGUCCAAAUGGUCUGAUUGGAGAUCCAUACAAUGAAGGUUGUAAAACUGCAGUAGAAUGUGUUAAAAAUUCAGAUUGUCCACAAGCAGCGUUUUGCGAUAAAAAGGAAAAUAAAUGUAAAAGUGUAUGUCAAAAUGCACAAUGUGGUGCAAACGCUGAAUGUAUAUCUGUAGAUCAUGUAGGACACUGCAGUUGCCGAAAUGGUUACGAAGGAAACCCUACAGAUUUAAAACAAGGAUGUCGACCUAAAUUAGUUAAAUGCAAAUCCACUCUAGAAUGCCCAGCUAAUACGUAUUGUUAUGGAAACACUUGUACACCCCCUUGCAAAAUUAACGACGAUUGUUCAACAUUUGAACAGUGUGCACAAGGACAAUGUCUUAACCCUUGCAGUCUACCAAAAGCAUGUGGCAUGAAUGCCCAGUGUGAUGUCCUUAAUCACCAGAAGCUUUGUACGUGUUCUGAAAAGUUUAUAGGAAAUGCUACUACUGAAUGUAUUAGAUCACCCAUGACAUGUUCUUCUCACAUAGAAUGUCCAUCAAAAUUCACAUGUCAGGAAAAUCUUUGUAUACCACAAUGCAAAUCUGAUCUGGAAUGUGCCGCUAAUGAAAAAUGUCUUAAAGGAAACUGCAUGCUAACUUGUCGCGUAGACAACGACUGUUUUCUGGGACAUAUAUGUGCAAGAAAUAUGUGUAGAUUUGGUUGUCAUACCGACGACGAUUGCGGCAGUAGUGAGACCUGUUCAAACAACAAAUGUUUAAACCCUUGUAAUACCAGUCCUUGUGGUCCAAAUGCACAUUGUUCCGUUUCCAACCAUCGUGCAAUUUGUUCCUGCGAGACUGGAUUAGUGCCAAAUCCCACCCCUAAGAUAGCUUGCGUACGGACCCCUGCCGAGCCUUGCUUACAAAAUAGCGACUGUUCUGACAGCUACAUAUGCAAAAAUCAGUUUUGUAGAAAUAUUUGUUCAUCUGAUGAGGGAUGUCUUAAUAACGAACGUUGCGAAGGUGGAGUAUGUAAACCAAUUUGUAGAAAAGAUGACGACUGUAGGAAUGGAGAAAUUUGUGAAGGUAUAAAGUGCGUUGUUGGAUGUAGAGCUAGCACAGGUUGCCCAUCAGAACAAUCUUGUGUGAAUAAUAAAUGUAUUGAUCCAUGCUCAUCUCCGACGGCUUGUGGUACUAAUGCAAAAUGCAGUGUAAUAGAUCACAAAAAGAUUUGUCAGUGUCCAGCACCAUUAAUAGGUGAUCCAGGUGAAAUAUGUGAACAUGAGUUAAAAGCUUGUUCUAGUACAGGAGAUUGCCAUAAAGAUGAAAAGUGUGUUACAAAUAUAUGUAGAGCAAAUUGUAAAAUAGAUAAGAACUGCUUAAGUAACGAGCGUUGUAUAAAGGGCAAUUGUCAGCAGAUAUGUAAUUCCGAUAGAUACUGUGGAGAUAAUCAAAUAUGUGAAAAUCGUUUGUGUAUAGUAGGUUGCCGCAAUGAUUCUGUGUGUUCAGAUGGCGAAGCUUGUAUUAAUAAUAAAUGUCAAGAUCCAUGCAAAGAAUUUACAACGUGCGGUGUAUGUGCUAGUUGUACAGUCAAAAAUCAUUUAGCGCAAUGCAGCUGCCCGACCAACUUUUUGGGCGAUCCUUUGAUAUCUUGUGUCCAGGCAGCUAUCAAAUGUAAUGAUCAUUGCGAUUGUGAUGAAGCAGGAUAUUGUACGAAAGUUUGUCGAGCAAAUAACGAUUGUUCCUGUGGUGAAGCAUGUUCGGGCGGGCAAUGUAGAAGCACAUGUUCAGCAAAAUUAGGAUGUGCCCAGGGACAGAUUUGUUCAGAAGGUGUUUGUGUUCCAGGAUGUAUUUCUGACAACGAUUGUUCAAAUUCAGAAUCGUGUCAAAAAGGGAAAUGUGAAAAUUUGUGCAAACAAUCUAAUGCAUGUGGAAAGAAUGCCAUUUGUCGUGUGGCAGAUCACAGAAAAUUAUGUCUAUGUCCAGACGGUUACCAAGGUAACGCAGAUGUAUUCUGUUCUGUUUCCAAAUGCCGAACAGAUAACGAGUGUGACCUCAACAAAAAAUGCGAUAGUAACGGAGCAUGUAUCAAUCCCUGUUUGGAGAAAGGCGCUUGUGGUGCUAACGCACAAUGCAAAAUCGUUGAUAGAAAGGCAUUCUGUUCUUGUCCUCCAGGGUUUAUUGGAAAUGCACUAGUAGAGUGCAAGCAAGGAGGUACAGAUCCAUGUCUUAAAAAUCCAUGCGGACAUAACGCUAAAUGCAAGAACUUACCAAACGACAACUAUGAAUGUACGUGUACCCGAGACUGUGUUGGUGAUGCUUAUAGAGGUUGCGAAUGCGACAGUAAUACUGUAAAUUUAUGUAAGACGAAGCGUUGUGGUGUUGGAGCUAUAUGCAAAGUCCUUGGAGGCAAACCUCAAUGUGCUUGCCCCUCAAAUAUGCCAGCCGGUGAUCCUACGAUUGAGUGUUCUCUAAAUGUAGCUGCUCUAGAUUGCAGAACCGAAGGAUGUGGUAAGAACGCGGAAUGCAUACGAGAACAGGCAUUCUUCGUAUGCCGUUGUAGGCCUGGAUUCUCGGGCAAACCCGAACAAGAAUGCCGCAGGGCCGCCGAAUGUAACACUGACACCGACUGCCCCGACCAGAAAGCUUGUCUCAACUUCCAAUGCGUAAACCCUUGCUCCUUGAAAGGCGCUUGCGGCGAGAACGCCCUCUGCAAAACCAUUCAACACCGGCCGCGCUGCUCGUGCCCCGAGUGUCACGUCGGUUCUGCGACGGUGUCGUGUCGUCCAGACCCCAAAUGCCUAGAGACGCACCCGAGACCGGCGGGGGUUCCCGUGUGCUUCGCAGAUUCCGAUUGCAACGCCACCUUGGCUUGCGAUCUCCGUUCCGGUAGAUGUUACGAUCCUUGCCCCGGCCUCAAGUGUGGCAAUAACAAGAAAUGCGAGGUGCACUACCAUCGACCGACUUGCGUAUGCAAAAGUGGGUUUAUGGUGAACGAAAAAGGAGAAAUUUCGUGCGCUCCCGAACACUCGGAGUGUGUCGGCGACAAAGAGUGUCCUAGUAAUAAGGCUUGCAUAGAGCAACUGUGCCAAGACCCGUGCACGACCGGCACGACAUUGCCUUGCCCAUCGGACAAGGGCUGUGACGUAGUAAACCAUAAACCCGUAUGCAUUUGCCUGAAGAAUUGUAGCCCUUCUCUGUCGAUUUGUUUGAGAGAUAACGGCUGUCCUGCAGAGCAAGCGUGCAGAGCGUUCCGAUGCGAGAAUCCCUGCGACACAGCCAAUUGUCCGGAAAAUACCCCCUGCCGUGUCGAAGACCAUAAACCCGUGUGCCAGUAUUGCCCCCCAGGAUAUAAACAAGACUCGAAAUUUGGAUGCCUCAAAGAUGUGCAAUGCCGAUCUGAAUCAGACUGCACGUCCCAACAAUCGUGCAUAAACAGGAAAUGUCAAAAUCCUUGUCUUGUAUCCAAUCCUUGUACGAACUCUCAAGACUGCCAAGUACAAAAUCAUCAGCCAGUAUGUGUUAAAGUUUGCCAAUGCCAGCAAGAUAGGGAUUGUGCUCACUUAGGACAACGAUGUGAUGGUUGUAAUUGCGUAAUAGAAACCUCAAGAAAUCCUCAAUGUUCUCACUGCCCACCUGAUGUUCCUUGCGAUCCACUAACGGGAGCCUGCCAGAAAGAUAUGGUUACAACACCAGAAACACUAACUGAAACACAAUACCCAAUAACCAAUGCUAGUUCCGCUACUACUCUAACAUCUAAAUCGGAAACGGAGCUAACUACCACUAGUAGUGCUUCAAGCGAAUCGACGACACAAGUUCCAGAAAUGUCAACGGAAAGAAUUGCACACGUUUACCCUGAAACCGAAACCACUGCGAAAUUUAUUACGGUAACACCGCAAUACCCCUCUUUUGAACAAACAACUGGAUCACCUGAUAGUUUAACAAAAGAAUCUCAAGAAGUAACGAGACUAACCACAAUAAACUUGAAAAUCACUACAAGAGAACCCGUAGAGGAAGAAACAACUGUAAGUGGUGCAAAUUUAGAGAAUGCCACUAAAACAACUAAUGCUAUUUUAUUCACGGAAGAGACCGAUAUUUCAAAUUUAGAAACAUCUACAAUUAAAAGUGAGAACUUAAAAACAGAUCAGCCUUUAGAAGUAGAACACAGUACUAAGCAUUUAGUACUUACUACCGAAGGUAGAUCAAAUACCCGAUACCUGGAAGACUCGACAGCUAUCGAAUCAAAUGUCACAUAUGUUAAAGAGAAAUAUACAACUAGCAAACCACUUUCAACCUUGCCAUUUAUUGAAACAUCUGCAACAACCGAAAAGGAAUAUAGUUAUUAUGAAACAACAAUUUCUAGCGAUCUCUCUAAAACCGAAACUUCUAAGCAUACAACAGAAGAAAGCACUAAUUUAGAAGAAACUACAAUAAGUACUUCUACUCAUUUUUUGCCUACUGCAACUGAGGGUAUAACUAACACUGAUUUUAUAACUGAGAAAACUACUUUAACUGAUCAGACAACAUAUAAAUCCUUUUCUACAGAAACAACUACUUCUGAAAUCAAACCAAGUAAAAAUAUUUCCACGUCACAAUUUGACACUACUACGAUAACAGGUAUUACUUCUGAAUCUGAGUUAACGCAUACUGUUACUCAAACUAUUUCAACAGAAACUGCUACUUCAGAAACUGAAUUAAGAAAAACCACUUCCACGCCCCAAGUUGACACUACUACUUUGACCAGUAUUACUUCCACUGUAAACGAAACAUUAUCCACCACUGUCCCGACUACACCUAAGCUAAAAGAAUCUGAAUUAAUACAUACUGUUACUCCAACAAUUUUAAGAGAAACAACUACUUCUGGUAUUGAAUUACCUAAAACCACUUCCACGUCACACAUCGGCACUACUACAAUAACAGGUAUUACUUCUGAAUCUGAAUUAACGAAUAUUAUUACUGAAGCAAUUUCAACAGAAACUGCUACUUCAGAAAUCGAAUCAAGGAAAACCACCUCCACGCCCCAAGUUGGCACUACUACUUUAACCAGUAUGACUUCUACUAUAAACGAGACAUUAACCACCACUGUUCCGACUACACCUAAGCCAAAAGAAUCUGAAUUAAUACAUAGAGUUACUCCAAUAAUUUUAAGAGAAACAACUACUUCUGGUAUUGAGUUACCUAAAACCAUUUCCACGUCACAGAUCGGCACUACUACAAUAACAGGUAUUACUUCUGAAUCUGAAUUAACGCAUACUAUUACUGAAGCAAUUUCAACAGAAACUGCUACUUCAGAAAUCGAAUCAAGGAAAACCACUUCCACACCCCAAGUUGGCACUACUACUUUAACCAGUAUUCCUUCUACUGUAAACGAAACAAUAACUACCACUGUCCCGACUACACCUAAGCCAAAAGAAUCUGAAUUAAUACAUACUGUUACUCCAACUAUUUUAACAGAAACAACUACUUCUGAAAUUGAAUCAAAUAAAACCACUUCCACGCCCCAAGUUGGCACUACUACUUUAACCAGUAUUACUUCUACUGUAAACGAAACAUUAACCACCACUGUCCCGACUACACCUAAGCUAAAAGAAUCUGAAUUAAUACAUACUGUUACUCCAACAAUUUUAAGAGAAACAACUACUUCUGGUAUUGAAUUACCUAAAACCACUUUCACGUCACAAAUCGGCACUACUACAAUAACAGGUAUUACUUCUGAAUCUGAAUUAACGCAUACUAUUACUGAAACAAUUUCAACAGAAACUGCUAAUUCAGGAAUUGAAUCAAGGAAAACCACUUCCACGCUCCAAGUUGGUACUACUACUUUAACCAGUAUUCCUUCUACUGUAAACGAAACAAUAACUACCACUGUCCAGACUACUCCUAAGCCAAAAGAAUCUGAAUUAAUACAUACUGCUACACCAAUUAUUUUAACAGAAACAACUACUUCUGAAAUUGAAUCAAAUAAAACCACUUCCACGCCCCAAGUUGGCACUAGUACUUUAACCAGCAUUACUUCUACUGUAAACGAAACAUUAACCACCACUGUCCCGACUACACCUAAGCUAAAAGAAUCUGAAUUAAUACAUACUGUUACUCCAACAAUUUUAAGAGAAACAACUACUUCUGGUGUUGAAUUACCUAAAACCACUUCCUCGUCACAAAUCGGCACUACUACAAUAACAGGUAUUACUUCUGAAUCUGAAUUAACGCAUACUAUUACUGAAGCAAUUUCAACAGAAAUUGCUACUUCAGAAAUCGAAUCAAGGGAAACCACUUCCACGCCCCAAGUUGGCACUACUACUUUAACCAGUAUUACUUCUACUAUAAACGAGACAUUAACCACCACUGUUCCGACUACACCUAAGCUAAAAGAAUCUGAAUUAAUACAUACUGUUACUCCAAUAAUUUUAAGAGAAACAACUACUUCUGGUUUUGAAUUACCUAAAACCACUUCCACGUCACAAAUCGGCACUACUACAAUAACAGGUAUUACUUCUGAAUCUGAAUUAACGCAUACUAUUACUGAAGCAAUUUCAACAGAAACUGCUACUUCAGAAAUUGAAUCAAGGAAAACCACUUCCACGCCCCAAGUUGGUACUACUACUUUAACCAGUAUUACUUCUACUGUAAACGAAACAAUAACUGCCACUGUCCCGACUACACCUAAGCCAAAAGAAUCUGAAUUAAUACAUACUGUUACUCCAGCUAUUUUAACAGAAACAACUACUUCUGGAAUUGAAUCAAAGAAAACCACUUCCACGUCACAAGUUGGCACUACCACAAUAACAGGUAUUACUUCUGAAUCUGAAUUAACGCAUACUAUUACUCAGGCAAUUUCAACAGAAACUGUUACUUCAGAAAUCGCAUCAAGGAAAACCACUUCCACGCCCCAAGUUGACACUACUAGUUUAACCAGUAUUACCUCUACUGUAAACGAAACAUUAACGACCACUGUUCCGACAACACCUAAGCCAACAACAGAAGCAAUGUACGAAAAAACUGAAUCAAUACCGUUUUAUAGUACCACCAGUAAUACAGCUGAAUCUACUCUACCAACGUUACAUGACACGACUGAAUACGUUCCUUAUUCUAGUACUACUCAUGAUCAAGAAGAACUUACAACUCAAAAACAGCAAGAUAAAACGGAAUCUGUUUCAUACUCAAGUACUACUAUUAGCCCAGCCACAUCCAAAAUACCUAAAGUGUAUGAGAGUACUACAGCUAGUCAAACUGAAUUUACAACUGAAAAAUUCACUACAAAAGAGCUGACUGAUAAAACAGAAUCUAUGUUAUAUUCAAGUACUGGUAGAGAAGUUGAAUUGACAGCACAAAAUAUAGUUAGUACAACAGAAUCGGUUCCGUAUUCUAGUAGUACUACUAAACUGAGUACACAAAAAAUUAUAACAGAGCCAACUCUGUAUACUAGUGCUACUGCUAAUGAAGCUAGCUUUACAACAGUAAAAGAAGCUGAAUCUACAACACAUGAAAUUUUUGAAAAAACAGAACCAGUUCUGUACACUAGUGCUACUACUAACAAAGUUGACUUGACAACACAAAAACUACUUGAUACGUCAGAAUCUGUUCCGUACUCUAGCAGUACUGUAAAUGAAUUGGAAUUUUCAACAAAAAUACGUGAUAAAACAGAGCCAGUUCUAUACACUAGUGCCACUGUUAAUGAAGCUGACUUGACAACACAAAAAAUACUUCAAACAACAGAAUCAACAACAGUACAUGGUAUAACAGAAUCAAUUCCAUAUACUUCUUCUACAGCUCAUACCGAUGAGAAGUUAAAAACUUCGCCACAGCCAGAAAUGGAAACCUCUACAAUGUCAACUACUCUUAAACCGCACGUCAUUUCUGAGACCACGCAAAGUACAAUGCAAACAUCUGGAGAAAUAGAAGGUGGAGAAUUUACAACUUCUACUGUGUAUAAAUCCAGUCGUCAGCAAACUACACCAACAUUUUAUACUGAACCAGUUAAAACUACAACAACAUUUUCGGCAUCUACAGAACAAUCGCCAGAAACUAGUUCAUAUUUAAGUAAAACUACUACAACUGGUGGUGCUGAAACGCUGUUAACUACUGAACGUAUAUCUAGUCAAAGCACAUCGACUAAUCUGCCAAUUCAAGAAGCUUCUACUUAUAAAGAAGAGCAAACUACGCAAAAAUCAUUUGACGAAACUUUAUCGUAUAGAAAUAAAGAAGGAAUAGAGGGAAUAUCUGCUAUUUCAACCUUAUCUACAGAAUAUCCUGUUGAGCAUUCCACAGAAAGUGCAUUUAAAACAUUAAUAACUGAAAAAAUACUGAGCACGACACCAAAAAUAUCUAUAUUGGAUAUUAUAAAAGAAAAUAUAACAACCCCAAAUGUGACAUCUACAAAAUUGUAUAUUGAAACGACAGAAAGUAGUAAACCGCCUCCCGAAUUAGAAAUAUGUCAGUAUAAUGAAGACUGCCCAUUAAAUAAGGUGUGUGAUAAACUUCAGAGAGUUUGUACCAAUGUAUGUAUAAAAGAUUUGUGUGGUAUAAAUGCUGAAUGCGUUCCUCAUAACCAUAAUUAUGUUUGUCAAUGUUUAACUGGAUAUACCGGAAAUGCUUAUGUUGAAUGUAUAGUUUCUGUCUCAGAACCAGAAGUUACUACACAUAAAGUAAUCCCUGACAUGAUUACCGAACAUACUCAAGUUAGUGAAAUACUUCAUUCUACAAAACAAGCUGGUACUACACCAAGUUUUACGUCUGAAGGUGGUACAGAUUUCACUCCUUUGGCAUCGCAAAGAAGUACGACAUCAACAACCGAAAAAGUUACAUCUCAUAAACAAACUGUAACACCAGUAUAUACUGAGGGUACUUCUGCAUAUACUGAAACUGAGACUUCCGUAACUGGUAUUCAUCGUAUUACAGAAACCCCAUUAAUUUCCGAAUUAUUUAAUAAAACUGAGCCAACCGAAAGCAUCACAAACAAAACCACUGAAUUUAGUGUAGAAACAACCACUUCUACUAGUUCUGGUACUAGAAUAACAGAAACUCAGGUAAGUCAAGAAAUACCAGAAACAGAAUAUCCUUUAAGUACUGGCUAUACCAGUGUACGAACAACAAAUGGCAAGAUGACAUCGACAGAAAAAAUGGAAGAAACAACCUUACCUACUAAAAUACGCAUAACAACAGAGAGCACUAUUCCCGUUGACACAUCUGAAUUUGUAGGCAGUACAACAGAAUCUGCAAAGACUAAUACAACCGUUUCAAAUACUCUUCAGGCUAAUACAGAGUCUCAGACAACAUCUAUUCCGACAAUAAUGACAACGUCAGAAUCUUUAAAUACCGAAGGUUCUAAAUAUACAGAAACUCCAUUGCAUACUAUAACCUCGACAUUACCAACUACAGUUACAGAAAUUUUCCCCUUCGAUACCACAAAUUUGACUACUACAGAAAAAACAAAAGACCUUAGUACAGUUUUAACUCCCAAAGAAUUUAUUGAAUUAACAACUCUUGGUAGAACAACAGUUACGUUAAAUGGCACAGAAGUAAUUGAACUUACAACUGAAAAAGCUACUACUACAACGAAACAAACGGUAAUGGUGUCAACUUCGCAAAUAGAAGAACUAACAACAACCGGUACCGUUAUUGUUAAUACCACUUACAGUGACUUAUAUUCUACUACACCGCGACAGAACAUUCCUGAAUAUACUACAAUAAAUUUAGCAACGUCUGAAUAUCUAACAACAACCCUACCAACUGAAACUAGUACACAAAGCAGUGGAACAACAGUAACUGGUUAUGAAUCAGAAACUAAAUCAACUACUACUGAAAAGGCGUUUUAUACAAUGACGUUUAGAUCUCCAACAACGGAACCAUAUUCUUCGACUACUACAAUGAAAUCAACAGAGGAAGGUUUCGAAAGAAUGACGACCUUUAGUACGUUGCUUACAGAAAAAGAGUUUUAUGAGUUAACUACUAUCGGUAAAACUACAAUUCAUAUUGGAGAAACUGAAAGUAUUGACAUAACAACUCCAGAGUAUAGUGCUGGAGGUCGUACAGUAUCGACCACAGAGUCUUAUAACAGGUAUACAGUGGUAAUGUCUACUUCCGAAAUAAGAGAGCUAGAAACUACCGGAACCGUUAUUGUAACAACGGAAAGAAGUACUGAGCAAACAUCAGCUUUUCCCAAAUCAGGAGUUACCGAGUUUGAAACUACUACUAGAACCGAUAAAGAUUUACAUGAGAUUACUGAAUCAACAACAUCGCCUAUCACGAAACCAUUGGCAACAUCUACCGAACAUUACACAGAAUCUACAUUGCAGGUAUCUACCGAAACAAGCACGUACCGCUUAGAAGAAACUACUAAAAAUAUCGCAGAGGAAAUUACUACAGAAACUAUAUUAACCACAACGAUGUUUAGCAAAGACAUUCUAUCAAUUACAAACUAUACACAACAACUAAAAAAUCAAACUGUCGAAUGCUUAACAGAUAACGAAUGUGAGGAUGCGGAGGUGUGUCUAUUUAAAAAAUGCAUUAACGUGUGCUCUGUGGGAAGCCUUUGUGGGGUAAACGCUAUAUGUACUGCUGAGAAUCACGCAGCUGAUUGCACUUGCCCACCAUACCAUUACGGAGACCCACAUAGGACGUGCUACCCAGCAUCGCCUAGCGAAAGGGCGCCUAAGCCUUGCGAGUCUGACACGGACUGCCUCGAGUCGGAGGCGUGUUACUUGUCUCUUUGCCAAGACCCUUGCGAGUUUACACGAGCCUGUGCAGCUAGUGCCCGGUGCCAAGCCAAAAUGCACCGACCGAUAUGCACUUGCCCCAUGGGAUUCGAAGGGAAUCCUGCGGUCAAGUGUUCCAAAUCUCCUACAACAUCGCCUAGCGAAAGGGCGCCUAAGCCUUGCGAGUCUGACACGGACUGCCUCGAGUCGGAGGCGUGUUACUUGUCUCUUUGCCAAGAUCCUUGCGAGUUUACACGAGCCUGUGCAGCUAGUGCCCGGUGCCAAGCCAAAAUGCACCGACCGAUAUGCACUUGCCCCAUGGGAUUCGAAGGGAAUCCUGCGGUCAAGUGUUCCAAAUCUCCUACAAUUGGUUGCACUAGCAAUGAAGAGUGUCCCCUUAGUGAAGCAUGUAUAGCUAAUGCAUGUCAAAGACCCUGUGAUGUUCAUAACCCUUGUGCUGCCCAAGCUGUUUGCAUCAAUACGAAUCAUGGAUGCGAUUGUAGUUGCGAAGAAGGUUACCAAGGCAAUGGUUUUGUUGGCUGUGAACCAGUUUUAGAUUAUAAGCCUAUUUGUCAAUAUAAUGAAGAUUGUCCUCCAAACAAGCUCUGCGACAGAUUGAACAGAUUAUGUAUUAAUCCUUGUUUCGAAGACUCUUGCGGAGAUAACGCCGAGUGUAUUCCCAAAAAUCACGGUACCGAGUGUAGAUGUUUAGCAGGUUAUGAAGGAAAUCCAUUUAUAGAAUGUACAAGAGUUCAAGGAUGCCGACACGAUGAAGAAUGUUCCAGUAAUGAAGCCUGCAUUAACAGUCAAUGUAUAUCACCGUGCAAUUGUGGAGCUAAUGCCAUCUGCGAUGUAAUCUAUCAUAAACCUCAUUGCAAAUGUCCCGCUGGAUAUCUAGGAAAUGCGGCAAUAGCUUGCCAAGCUCCUACUAAUCCAUGCGAUCCCAAUCCUUGUGGAACAAACGCGCUUUGUGAAUUAGAUAACGGAAACCCUAUUUGCUUCUGUCCUAAAGGAUUAACUGGAAAUCCAUUUAAAAAUUGCAUUCCAGAAGGGGAUGAAUGUACACCAAAUCCAUGUGGACCUAAUUCUGGAUGUAGAGUCGUCGGCGGAAGCGCUGUAUGUUUCUGUCUUCCCGAAUAUGAGGGUACUCCUCCGCAGGUACCUUGCAGUUUGCCAACAAACCCUUGUGACCCAUCGCCUUGCGGACCUAAUACUCAAUGUACUAUUCUAUCUAACGGUUUUGCCAAAUGUACGUGUCUCCCUGGUUUCUUGGAGAGCCCCAAUACUAUUCGUGGGUGCGUAGAAGCUAAAAAUCCUUGUGAACCAAACCCUUGUGGCCAAGGAGCAUUUUGCGAUCCUCAUGGAGAACCAGUUUGUUAUUGUCCACAUGGUACUCUGGGUAACCCUUACAAAAGCUGCGCAGCUUCGGUUGAAAAAACUCUUUGCAGUCCUGGUCCAUGUGGUGUUAAUGCUGAUUGUUAUGUUUCGAGCAACGAAGAACAGUGCUUCUGCCGCGUUGGCUUUAUUGGAAAUCCAUAUGUGGGAUGUAGGCUUGAACCACCUAGUCCCUGUGUGCCCAACCCUUGUGGACCAGGGGCACAGUGCGUAAUAACUCCCGAUGGAAAUUCUUUAUGUCGCUGUCCUGAAGGUAUGGGAGGUGACCCAACAGGCGCAAUCGGCUGCUUUGGAUUCGAGUGCGUAGUUGAUGAAAACUGUGGAGAUCAUCAAGCUUGUAUUUCUUAUAGAUGUAUGGACCCUUGUCCAGGAUCUUGCGGUAUAAAUUCCGAGUGCCGUGUAGAAAAGCAUCAUCCUGUAUGCACCUGUAAACCAGGACUCACAGGAAACCCUAUCAUCAGAUGUUUCCCAGUACCGCAGCCUCUUCCACAGCAUAAUCCAUGUAUGCCAAAUCCCUGCGGUCCCAAUACUAUUUGUCAAGUUUUAUCCGAUCGUGCUGUUUGUUCUUGUUUACCAGACUUCCACGGAGAUCCUCAGAGCGGAUGUCAUCCAGAAUGUUAUAUUAAUUCAGAUUGCCCAAUUAAUAAAGGAUGCAUAGAUAGGCAUUGUAGGGAUCCUUGCGCUCAAAGUCACUUAUGUGGGGUUAAUGCCAAUUGUCAAGUCAGAGAUCACACGGCAACAUGUAUUUGUAGUGAGGGCUAUAGGGGAGAUCCAUUUUUACAAUGUAUUAAAACACCAGUUGUAACAAUUCCAACAUAUCCUAAUAUUACCACUCAACCAUGUGUACCUUCUCCUUGUGGAAAUAUGGAAUGCAGUUUAUAUGGCACACAAAUAGCUGUCUGCGAUCCAUGUUUGGGCCCUGAAGCUGCUUAUAAUCCGCAAUGUCGACCAGAGUGUUUAAUAAAUGGCGACUGUCCAUUCAACAAGGCAUGUAUUAGGUUUAACUGCAUAGAUCCGUGCCCUGGAUCUUGUGGAAUUAAUGCAAUAUGUUCAGUAGUAGCCCACGCACCAAUUUGUUCAUGCCCUGCUGGUUUAAUAGGAGAUCCUUUCCAGCAAUGUGUUGUUCCACAAACCCCAGUAAUAGAAGAAGAAACAUGCGAAAACGUGAGAUGUGGUGUUAAUGCUGAUUGCAUAAAAACAACCAACGGUUUAGCCUGUGUCUGCAAAAAAGGAUACUUUGGAGAUCCUUGGUUAGCUUGCCGACCAGAAUGUGUAAUUAAUCCAGAUUGUCCGUUGAAUAAGGCUUGUAUAAAUGAAAAAUGUCAAAAUCCUUGUGAUGGAGUAUGUGGAGUAGGCGCACAAUGUGAUGUAAUUAAUCACAUCCCAGUUUGUAGUUGUCCUCCAAAGUACACUGGAGAUCCUUUCGUAGCUUGUUCGAUAGUUUCAUAUCUUCCUCCAGCACCACCUGAAAAUCCUUGCGAUCCAUCACCAUGCGGACCAUUUAGUAGAUGUCUUGUAUCUCAUCAAGGGUACGCUACAUGUUCUUGUCUACCUAAUUAUCAAGGAAUUCCGCCAGCAUGUAAACCUGAAUGUAUUGUAACCUCUGAUUGUCCGCCAAUUAAAUCGUGUAUUAAUCAAAUAUGCACUGAUCCAUGCCCAGGCACGUGCGGUGUUGGUGCUGUAUGCACCGUUAUAAAUCACAAUCCUAUUUGCAGUUGUCCAGCCGGACAAGAAGGCGAUCCGUUUAUAAAUUGUUACACGGCUGUUGUUGAAGAGCCUAAAAUACCAUUUACUACGGCAGAACCUAUUAAUCCAUGCAGUCCAUCACCUUGCGGUCCGAACUCGAUUUGUCAAGUCAAAGAAGAUCGACCAGUUUGUUCCUGUGUAGCAAAUUAUAUCGGUAGUCCACCAUAUUGUCGACCCGAAUGUUCAAUAAACCAGGAAUGUCCAUUACAUCAGGCAUGUCUUAAUCAAAAGUGUAUAGAUCCGUGUGUUGGUAACUGCGGCCCUAAUGCUAAAUGCGACGUAGUAAAUCAUACACCCUUCUGUAGUUGCCUGUCCGGAUAUGAAGGAGACGCUUUUAUCGGUUGUACAAAAAUUCAGAGACCAAAAGAUCCAUGUAAUCCUUCUCCAUGUGGAGAAAAUGCUCAAUGCAGUUACAAUAAUGGGGCGGCUAAGUGUUCCUGCAUUCCUCCUUACAUAGGAAAUCCAUAUUCUGGAGGAUGUAGACCGGAAUGUUCUACAAAUUCCGAAUGUCCAUCUAAUUUGGCUUGUUUGUCUUUACACUGUAGGGAUCCUUGUCAGGGUUUAUGUGGGUUUAACGCUGAAUGCAGUGUUUUCAAUCACGUUCCUGUGUGCACCUGUUCUAAAGGACUAAUAGGAGAUCCUCAAGUUUCGUGCGACAGGCCACCAGUAAAAGAAUCUCUUUGCAAGCCAUCACCAUGCGGUCCAAACAGUGUAUGUCGUGAACAAAAUGGACAAGCAGUUUGUUCAUGUCAAGUUGGAUAUUUUGGAGCUCCUCCACGAUGUAGACCGGAGUGCCUUGUCAGUUCAGAAUGUUCUCUAGACAAGACAUGUAUCAAUCAAAAAUGCGUAGAUCCUUGCCCUGGAACAUGCGGAAUUAAUGCUAAAUGUCAAGUUCACAAUCACAACCCGAUUUGCAGUUGCCCACCAAACUUCGUUGGCGAUCCAUUUGUUCAAUGCACAGAAAAAAUAGAGAAAGAAGUCCCUACUACGCCUUGUAUUCCAUCUCCUUGCGGCGCUAACGCAGAAUGCCAGACAGUAUCCAACCGGGCAGUUUGUCGUUGCUUGAAUGGAAUGUUCGGAGCUCCGCCCAAUUGCAGGCCGGAAUGUACCAUUGACCAAGAUUGCCCGAUGAAUCUUGCUUGUGCAAAUCAAAAAUGCAAGGACCCGUGCGUCGGCUCAUGCGGUUUUAACACGGAGUGUACUGCCAUCAAUCACCGUCCAGUAUGCAGCUGUCAAAGCAACUUCGAAGGAGAUCCAUACGCCGGAUGUAAUCCAAUCGCAGUCGUAGAAGAACCGCGACACCCUUGCAACCCAUCCCCAUGCGGUGCAAAUGCUCUUUGCAGAGAACAAAAUGGAGCGGGCUCUUGCUCUUGUAUAACAGGGUAUUUCGGCGAUCCGUAUUCAGGUUGUCGUCCUGAAUGCGUAACCAGUAGUGAAUGUGCCCAUAACAAAGCUUGUCUCAAUAUGAAAUGCGUAGACCCUUGUCCUGGAACUUGCGGCGUUAACGCAGAAUGUUCUGUUAUUAAUCAUAAUCCGCAAUGUUAUUGUACUCCCGGCUACACAGGAAAUGCGUUGAUUUUGUGCCGAAAAAUUGAACCCAUUGUUGUCGAAACGCCAAAAGAGAACCCUUGUGUCCCAUCACCUUGCGGCCCUUACAGCACGUGUCGCAUUCAAGGGCAAAGACCGGUGUGUUCUUGUAUAUCAGGCUAUUACGGAUCUCCCCCCAUGUGUAAACCUGAAUGCAUUAUCAACUCUGAAUGUACUUUAGACAAGACAUGCCAAAAUCAAAAAUGCGUUGAUCCUUGUCCAGGAAUAUGUGGGAUUAAUGCUCUAUGCAGAGUCGUAAACCAUAGCCCUAUUUGUAGCUGCCCUCAGUCCUUUGAAGGAGAUCCCUUUAUUAGAUGUUUACCGGAAAUAAAACCGCCAGUUGCUAUCGAAAUAUCAAAUCCAUGCAUCCCCUCUCCUUGUGGGUCUUUUGGAGAAUGUAAAAAUGUGAAUAACAGAGCAGUAUGUUCAUGUUUACCAAAUUAUAUUGGACAACCACCCAAUUGUAGACCAGAGUGUGUAAUCAAUUCCGAAUGUUCUUUCAAUAAAGCAUGCGUUAACCAAAGAUGUAAAGAUCCGUGUCCAGGAUCUUGCGGCUCCAAUGCUCAAUGUAAUGUAGUCAAUCAUGUUCCUGUAUGCUACUGCUUUGAAGGUUAUACAGGUGAUCCAUUUUCUGGAUGCCAAAAACUAAUCGCUAUCGAAGAACCCUCACAUCCGUGCAACCCUUCACCUUGUGGGGCAAAUGCCAACUGUAAAGAAUAUAAUGGAGCGGGAUCGUGUACUUGUAUAACUGGCUACUUUGGCGACCCCUAUACUGGAUGCAGACCCGAAUGUGUACAGAACUCUGACUGCCCUAGAGAUAAAUCAUGUGUUAACAAUAAAUGUAAAAAUCCUUGCUCUGGAACAUGCGGACUUAAUGCAGAAUGCUUUGUUAGAAAUCAUGCUCCAAAUUGUGAUUGUUUACCUGGAUUUACAGGGAAUCCAACUAUAUCUUGCCACCAAAUACCCACAAUAAUUGAACAACCAAGAGAACCAAUAAACCCAUGUGUACCAUCUCCUUGUGGACCUUAUAGUCAGUGCAGGGAAAUAAAUAAUAACGCUGUAUGUUCUUGCUUGCCAAACUAUAUUGGGGCUCCACCGAUGUGCAAACCGGAAUGUGUAGUCAGUUCAGAAUGUUCGCAAGACAAAACAUGUAUAAACCAGAAAUGUAAAGAUCCUUGCCCUGGUUCCUGCGGACUUAACGCUAAAUGUACAGUUAUAAAUCACAAUCCCAUAUGUACCUGUCCGUCAGGAUUUACAGGAGAUCCGUUCAUUCGGUGUAUAGAGGAAAUCAAGCGUCCAAUAAUUGAAGAGCCUACCGGUAAUCCGUGUAUUCCAACACCUUGUGGCACAAAUUCGAACUGUAGAGUGGUAGGAACACAAGCUGUAUGCUCGUGUUUACCAAAUUAUAUUGGCCGCGCACCAAACUGUCGACCGGAAUGCACAAUCAAUCAGGAAUGUCCAGGAAAUUUAGCUUGCAUUAACGAAAGGUGUAAAGAUCCUUGCCCAGGCACUUGUGGAUUCAAUGCUCUUUGCAUCGUUACCAGACACUCGCCCAUUUGUCAGUGCCAAGCAGGUUUUACCGGUGAUCCAUUUAGCGGGUGUUCUCCUAUACCUAUCGUAGCUCCUGUUGAAAUACCACAACCUUGCAAUCCAUCUCCUUGUGGGGCAAACGCUAUCUGCAAGGAACGAAAUGGGGCAGGUUCGUGCUCUUGUUUACCCGAGUAUUUUGGCGAUCCGUACACCGCUUGCAAACCUGAAUGUGUAACAAAUUCCGAUUGCUCGAGAGAUAAGGCAUGUUUCAAUAAUAAGUGUAAAGAUCCUUGUCCUGGAAUAUGUGGAAUUAAUGCCGAAUGUCGUGUAUCUAAUCAUGUUCCGUCUUGUUCUUGUCUGAGUGGAUAUACUGGAAACCCGUCUGUCUCUUGUCAUAUUAUCGUUCAACCAAUAAUAGAAGAAGAACCGGAACCAUGCCAACCAUCGCCAUGCGGUCCUUAUAGCAUUUGUAGAGUCACUAACCGACAUGCAGUGUGCUCUUGUCAAGAAAACUAUAUCGGAUCACCCCCUAUGUGUCGACCCGAAUGUAUGACUAGUUCAGAAUGCUCGCUCGAUAAGGCGUGUAUCAAUACCAGAUGCACAGAUCCUUGCCCGGGAACCUGCGGUAUCAAUGCCAGAUGUCAAACUGUCAAUCACAACCCGAUAUGUAGCUGUUCUGUCGGUUUUACCGGUGAUCCGUUUAUUAAAUGCAAUCAAGAAGAAAGAAAACCCGAACCGCUUCCUCCAGCAAACCCUUGCGUACCGUCUCCAUGCGGUCCAAAUUCUCAAUGUCGCGUUGUUGGAAACACCCCGGCGUGUUCUUGUAUUCAAAACUUUAUCGGCCGACCUCCAAACUGUCGGCCAGAAUGUACCAUAAAUGCCGACUGUCCAGCAAAUCUAGCAUGUCAAAGAGAAAAAUGCGUGGAUCCGUGUCCAGGUUCCUGCGGAUCCAAUGCCGAAUGCGUAGUAAUCUCGCAUCGUCCAACUUGUAGUUGCAGAACUGGAUUCACGGGCGAUCCUUUUUCAGGAUGUGUCCUUAUAAUAACUCCGGUAGUUGCAGAAGUUCAAAAUCCUUGUAAUCCUUCUCCGUGCGGUGCCAAUGCGGAAUGUAGAGAGAAAAAUAAUGCGGGAUCAUGCGUGUGCAUUCCCGAUUACUUUGGAGACCCUUAUACCGGUUGUAGACCGGAAUGUGUUACUAAUUCCGAUUGUGCUAGAGAUAAGGCCUGCGUAAAUAACAAAUGUAAAGAUCCAUGUCCAGGCACUUGCGGUUUGAAUGCAGAAUGUACAGUUGCCAACCACGCACCGUCUUGUUCAUGUCUACCUGGAUACACCGGAAAUCCCUUGGAUUCUUGUAGAAUUAUACCACCUAUAGAAGAACAACCCAGAGGAAACCCUUGUGUGCCUUCACCCUGUGGCCCUAAUAGUAUUUGUAAAGAAAUUGAUAAUCAUGCUGUUUGUUCAUGUCUACCAGAAUAUAUCGGUUCACCACCUUCAUGUAGACCAGAAUGUAUGGUUAGUUCAGAAUGUGCGCAAAAUAAAGCAUGUAUCAAUCAAAAAUGUAAAGAUCCUUGCCCUGGAUCCUGUGGAAUAAAUGCUCGUUGCCAAGUAGUUUCUCAUAAUCCUAUAUGUAGUUGUCCCGAAAAUUACGUAGGAGACGCAUUUGUCAGAUGUGUCUUACAAGAGAAACAACCUGUUGUUGAACCAACAGGAAAUCCUUGUGUUCCUUCUCCUUGUGGACUUAAUUCUCAAUGUAGGGUUAUAGGAACACAAGCCGCUUGUUCUUGUCUACCAAACUAUAUUGGUCGGGCGCCAAACUGCAGACCAGAAUGUACAAUAAACUCUGAGUGCCCAGGAAAUCUUGCAUGCCAAAACGAAAAAUGUGUAGAUCCUUGUCCAGGUUCAUGCGGUGUAUUUACUACAUGUAUAACAUUAAAGCAUAGGCCGGUCUGUCAAUGUAUUUCAGGAUACACUGGUGAUCCUUUCAAUGGAUGCUCUGUUAUACCCCCUCCCCCUGUUACAGAAAAACCUCAAAAUCCAUGUAAUCCAUCGCCUUGUGGGGCGAAUGCUAUAUGUAAAGAAAGAAAUAAUGCCGGAUCUUGUUCUUGUUUACCGGAAUACUUUGGAGAUCCUUACACAGGAUGUAGACCAGAAUGUGUAACCAAUUCUGAUUGUGAUCGUAGUAGAGCCUGUGUAAAUAAUAAAUGCAUUGAUCCUUGUCCUGGUACUUGUGGACUGAACUCGGAAUGCAACGUGAUAAAUCAUACACCAUCAUGUAUUUGCAUACCGGGAUAUACUGGAGAUCCCACCCGUGCUUGCAACCUGAUACAAGCGAUUAUAGAAGAGCCAUCGAACCCAUGCCAACCCUCACCUUGUGGGCCAUAUAGUACAUGUAAAGAAGUAAACGGCAUAGCCGUGUGCUCUUGUAACAUUGGAUACGUCGGCGCACCACCCAUGUGUCGCCCAGAAUGCGUAGUUAGCUCUGAAUGUUCCCAAGAUAAAGCCUGUGUAUCUCAGAAAUGUGUAGAUCCUUGCCCAGGAACAUGCGGAAUAAAUGCUCAAUGUAGAGUCGUCAACCACAAUCCAAUUUGUAGUUGCGAUUCUGGAUACACAGGAGAUCCUUUUACUAAGUGCUCUAAAAUUGAAUUACCUCCACCACCUAGAACUCCUGAAAACCCAUGCUUACCUUCACCUUGUGGGCCUAACUCACAAUGUAGAGUCGUUGCCGAUCAGCCUGCAUGUUCUUGCUUACAAAACUUUAUCGGACGACCACCAAAUUGCCGUCCCGAAUGCCUAAGUGAUUCUGAAUGCGCCAAUCAUUUAUCGUGCAAAAAUGAGAAAUGUAAAGACCCUUGUCCGGGACUGUGCGGUAUUAAUGCGCAAUGUACAGUUGUAAAUCACAAAGCUGUAUGUUCUUGCUUCCCUGGAUAUACCGGGGAUCCAUUUAGUUCUUGUAGUUUGCCACUUCCACCUUUAACUGAAAGACCCGCCACACCUUGUUCGCCAUCUCCAUGUGGACCUAAUGCCGAGUGCAGAGAAAAGAAUGGCGCCGGAGCUUGCUACUGCGCGCCAGGUUACGAAGGUGACCCGUACGAUAAUACCAGGGGAUGUCGCAGAGAAUGUGAAGUUAACAGCGAUUGUGCAACUAAGUUGGCCUGUGUAUCAUAUAAAUGCAUCGACCCCUGUCCUGGUACCUGUGGAACUUUAGCAGAGUGCCACGUAAAUAACCACGUACCUAACUGUAUAUGUCCUGCAGGAUAUACCGGUGACCCAUUCUUCCAAUGCAGAAUUAUACCAACGGAACCCCCGCCGCCUAUAAACCCAUGCCAGCCAUCACCUUGUGGACCAAACAGCCAAUGUAGGGAAGUAAACAGUCAAGCUGUAUGUUCAUGCUUACCAUUAUAUAUUGGUUCGCCUCCAAACUGUAGACCUGAAUGUGUAGUAAACUCAGAAUGUCAAUUAGACAAAGCCUGUAUCAACCAAAAGUGUGGUGAUCCUUGCCCUAACACCUGUGGUUUGGGUGCUCAAUGUACUACGAGAAAUCAUAAUCCGAUCUGCGCCUGCCCACCCGGGUACACAGGAGAUCCGUUCAAAAGAUGUUCUAUUCAGGCAGUGGUCGCUGAGCCUCCAUCGACCGAAAGACCCAAUCCCUGUUAUUCAAAUCCUUGUGGUCCUAACUCAGAAUGCAGAGUAGUUGACGGAGGAGCGUCUUGUUCUUGCUUGCCGAAUUAUAUUGGUGCUCCACCAAACUGCCGACCUGAGUGCGUACUUAGCUCAGAAUGCUCGAGCGCUUUAGCAUGCAUCAAUCAGAAAUGUAAAGACCCGUGCCCAGGAUCAUGUGGUUCUAAUGCUAGAUGUAGUGUAUUAAAUCAUAUCCCUAUAUGCUCGUGCUCGGAUGGAUACACCGGCGAUCCAUUCACAAAUUGUUAUUUGUUACCGCCCUCGACUACAGAACAACCUAGACCUCUUGAUCCAUGCAACCCUUCGCCUUGCGGAACAAACGCUCUUUGUAACAACGGUAUAUGCACAUGCUUGGCUGAAUACAGUGGAAAUCCUUAUGAAGCGUGCAGACCAGAAUGUGUCCUCAGUGCUGAAUGUACAAGAGAUAAAGCUUGUAUCAGAAAUAAAUGUGUAGACCCCUGUCCAGGAACUUGCGGUCAAAAUGCUCGAUGUGAUGUUAUUAAUCAUAUACCCACAUGUUCUUGUCCAGAUGGAUAUACCGGAGAUCCGUUCCAAAAAUGUCAUGUAUCAGAGCCGCCACCAAAACAAAACCCUUGCAAUCCAUCACCUUGCGGACCCAACAGUCAAUGUCGAGAAAUUAAUGAGCAAGCCGUCUGUUCCUGCUUAGAAGGUUAUCAAGGUAGCCCUCCAGGAUGUCGACCCGAAUGCGUAGUCAGCUCCGAAUGUGUUCAAAAUAGAGCUUGUAUUAACCAAAAAUGCAUCGAUCCUUGCCCAGGAACUUGCGGAGUGAAUGCUCGAUGUGAAGUACGAAAUCAUAGUCCAAUAUGUAGUUGUGGGGAAGGACAAACCGGUGAUCCAUUCCAAAUUUGUAAGGAAAUUCCUCCAGAACCAGUACCAGUUCCAAGAAAAGAGCCUUGCAACCCUUCACCUUGCGGGCCAAAUUCCGUAUGCAGAACUAUAGGAGACUCGUAUGACUGUAGUUGCCUGCCAAACUAUAUCGGAAAUCCACCAAAUUGCCGACCAGAAUGUAUAAUCAACACAGACUGUCCUAGCACGCAGGCUUGCGUUAACAACAAAUGUAAAGAUCCGUGUCCUGGUAUUUGCGGAGAUAAUGCGGAAUGUUCAGUAAUAUCUCACACAGUUUCCUGCUCGUGUUUAUCGGGAUAUACGGGCAAUCCAUUUGUUCAAUGUAUUGUAAUAUCCGAACCUAUCAAGCCUUGUGAACCAUCUCCAUGCGGAGCCAAUGCAGAAUGUAAAGAAAGAAAUGGCGCGGGAGCAUGUAUAUGUUUACCUGAUUACCAAGGAAAUCCUUACGAAGGCUGCAGGCCAGAAUGCGUACUUAGUUCAGAUUGUCCCCAGAACAAAGCUUGCAUCAGAAGUAAAUGUAGCGAUCCCUGUCCAGGAACUUGUGGUCAAAAUGCAGAAUGUUCAGUUAUUAAUCACGUGCCCACCUGUAAUUGCAUCGCAGGCUAUACAGGAAAUGCAUUUUCUUUUUGUUCUCCACAAGAAUUACCCAGAGAACCUACUGUUCAUGAACCGAUCAACCCCUGUCAGCCCUCACCGUGCGGACCUAAUAGCCAAUGCCGGAAUGUCAAUGACCAAGCUGUCUGUUCCUGCUUGCCAGAGUACCAUGGUCAACCACCAUCUUGCAAACCUGAGUGUGUAGUCAGUUCGGAAUGUCCUUCUAACAAAGCAUGCCACAAGUUCAAAUGCGCUAACCCUUGUGCUGGAACAUGCGGUAUAAACGCCAGAUGCGAAGUGAUAAACCACAACCCAAUAUGCAUUUGUCCAUCUGGAUUGAGCGGCGAUCCUUUCGUAAGAUGUUUCGAAGUAGUCAAAACUCCAGUUAUUCCUGUUGUUCCGUCAAAUCCAUGCAUACCGUCUCCAUGUGGAUUAUACUCCGAGUGCCGUGACAUUGGAGGACAGCCAUCUUGUACUUGCAAAGUUAACUAUAUCGGAAUUCCACCAAAUUGUCGACCUGAGUGCGUGGUUAACACCGACUGUCCGUCUCAUCAAGCUUGUAUCUCGGAGAAAUGCAGAGAUCCCUGUCCAGGAUCUUGCGGUUUUAACACCGAAUGCCGCGUUCAAAACCACAUUCCCAUCUGCUCUUGUCUUCCUGGAUUUACCGGAAACGCUUUUACUGAAUGUGUAGUGGAACCACCACCUCCGCCACCCAAGAAGGGCGAUCCAUGUCAACCGUCGCCCUGUGGACCAAAUGCACAAUGCAACAACGGAAUUUGUACCUGCUUGGCCUUAUACAAAGGCGAUCCUUAUGUAGGAUGUAAACCGGAAUGUUCCUCAAACACAGACUGCUCUCCUAAUAAAGCUUGUAUUAAUUUGAAAUGCGUGGAUCCUUGUCCGGGUACUUGCGGUCAAAGAGCGAUAUGUAGCGUUGUCAACCAUCUACCUAUUUGUAGCUGUCCGGAAAAUUACGAAGGAAAUCCGUUUAGUAGUUGCAAUCCAGUAACUCGAGUUCCUUCCCCACCAGAAAAUCCGUGCCAGCCAUCACCUUGUGGUCCAAACAGUAUAUGUAGGGUAAAUAACGGCAUUUCAGUGUGCUCUUGUCAACCCGCCAUGAUUGGAAGCCCUCCACAAUGUCGUCCAGAAUGCGUUAUUAGUGCCGAAUGCCCCCUAACGCAAGCCUGUCUAAACCAGAAAUGUGUCGAUCCAUGCCCCGGAACAUGCGGAAUUAAUGCCAAGUGUCAAGUUGUAAAUCACAAUCCCAUCUGUAGCUGUUCCACUGGAUAUACCGGCGAUCCAUUUACUAGAUGCUUUAUAAUACAAGAAGUUAAAGUGGAACGACCUGUCAACCCGUGUCAACCGAGCCCGUGCGGCGCGAACGCGGUGUGCCAAGUGCGCGGCGAGAGUCCGGCCUGUUCGUGCGUCGAGGGUUUCGUAGGCCAGCCGCCCUCCUGUCGGCCGGAGUGCACUAUUAAUCCGGAGUGUCCGAGCGCGCGCGCAUGUAUCAACCAAAAGUGUCGCGACCCGUGCCCGGGCACGUGCGGUCCAAACGCGCUGUGUUCCGUCGUCAAUCACAACCCGGUGUGCACGUGCGGUCCGGGUUUCACCGGUGAUCCGUUCAGAGGAUGCAUCGUGACGCCACAACGUAUUCCUGAAACGGAAUACAUAAACCCAUGUAACCCGUCACCCUGCGGUACCAAUGCGGUAUGCACGGAACGAAACGGUGCAGGAGCCUGUCAAUGUCUACCCGAAUACAUCGGAAAUCCUUACGAGUCUUGUCGGCCAGAAUGUAUCCACAAUUCGGACUGUGCUUCGAAUAAAGCUUGCAUUCGGAACAAAUGCUCCGAUCCGUGCCCUGGAACUUGUGGCACGAAUGCCGAAUGCCGUGUCAUUAACCAUGCCCCGACUUGUACUUGUUUGAACGGAUUUACCGGUGAUGCCUACAGAUAUUGUGUUUUGCCCGCCCCAGAACCUGUACAAGUAGAAAAACAGAAUCCGUGCUUCCCAUCACCUUGCGGUCCAAAUAGUCAGUGCAAAGUUAUAAAUGAGCAGUCAGUUUGUUCUUGUUUGCCCUCUUACAUCGGCAGUCCGCCGGCAUGUAAGCCCGAAUGCGUCAUAUCGUCCGAAUGCCCCUUAAACAAAGCAUGUAUCAAUACAAAGUGUGCCGAUCCUUGUCCAGGAACAUGCGGUUCUCAGGCAAAAUGUCAAGUUAUUAAUCACAGUCCUAUUUGUACUUGCAGGAAUGGUUUUACGGGUGAUCCGUUCACUAUUUGUACUCCAAUACCACCUCCACCCGUUAUCACAGAAGAUAUUGAAAUAAAUCCGUGCAUUCCAUCACCAUGUGGUCCGAACUCUCAAUGUAUUAAUAAUGGAAGAACUCCCUCGUGCUCUUGUUUGCCCCAAUAUAUAGGCGCUCCUCCCAAUUGUAGACCCGAGUGUACAAUUAAUCAAGACUGUCCAAGCAAUCUCGCUUGUAUCCGAGAGAAAUGCGUCGAUCCUUGUCCCGGAUCUUGUGGUGCAAACGCUGUAUGUCAUGUUCAAAAUCACCAUGCGGUGUGCAGUUGUGCACCCGGUUAUACAGGAGACUCAUUCACUAGUUGUUAUUUAAAACCGGUAAUCACUGAGCAUGUUCAAGCAACAGAUCCCUGCAAUCCAUCACCUUGCGGAUCUAAUGCCAACUGUGCUAAUGGUAUUUGCACAUGCUUGCAAGAUUAUCAAGGUGACCCGUAUGUAGGGUGCAAACCUGAAUGUACCCUUAAUAAUGAUUGUCCGUGGAAUAUGGCAUGUAUCCGAUUAAAAUGUGUCGAUCCUUGUCCAGGCACUUGUGGAACGGACGCAACUUGUCAAGUUAUUAAUCACAUCCCAAUUUGCAGUUGUCGAAGUGGGUAUGUCGGAAAUGCUUUUAUUUCUUGUCGUCUCGCCGAAAUUGAAAAACCAAAGAAUCCUUGCAAUCCUUCACCUUGUGGCCCCAACAGUCAAUGUAGAGAAAUCAACAAUCAAGCUGUCUGUUCUUGUGUACCUAGUUUUAUAGGUAGUCCACCAACAUGUAGACCUGAAUGCACAACCAGUUCAGAAUGUUCGUUAACACAAGCUUGUGUUAACCAAAAAUGUAUCGAUCCUUGCCCUGGUACAUGCGGAAUUUCUGCAAAAUGUAUGACAAUUAACCACAAUCCAAUAUGUAUAUGUCCUGAUGGAUAUACUGGAGAUCCAUUUACAAGAUGCGUUCUUGAAAAUAUACAGCCAUCACCACAAAGUCCAUGUCAACCAUCUCCGUGUGGUCCUAACGCCGAAUGCAAUGAUAUUAACGGUAAUCCUUCAUGUGCCUGUUCAGAGUUUAUCGGAAUCCCACCAAACUGUCAUCCAGAAUGCAUAAGUAAUAGCCAAUGUGCCAGUCAUCUAACCUGCAUUAAUAGGAAAUGUAAGGAUCCAUGUCCGGGUGUAUGCGGUACUAAUGCCGAAUGUCGAGUCGUAAGUCAUACUCCAAACUGUAUUUGUAAAAAUGGAUUUGUGGGCGAUCCCUUCAGUCAAUGCACGCCAGUAACUGUCGCCGUUCAAGAAAUAAUUACUCCCUGUCAACCAUCACCCUGUGGACCCAAUGCAAGGUGCACAGAAAAGAACAGAGCAGGUUCAUGUGCAUGCUUACCUGAUUAUAUUGGAAACCCUUACGAAGGUUGUCGGCCAGAAUGCGUUUUAAAUUCUGAUUGUCCGCAAAAUAAAGCUUGUAUCAGAAAUAAAUGCAUUGAUCCUUGCCCCGGAACAUGUGGACAGAAUGCUAAUUGUCAAGUAAUAAAUCAUAUUCCCUUAUGCACUUGUUUACAGGGUUAUACCGGUGAUCCAUUCAACUUCUGUCGAGUAAUUGUUAUUGAGCCAAUAUCUGAGGAAAUUCAGGUAAAUCCAUGUCAGCCAUCUCCAUGUGGCCCUAACAGCCAAUGCCGUGAAGUAAAUAAACAAGCAGUUUGUUCAUGUCUACCUAGUUACCUUGGUAGUCCCCCUAACUGUAGGCCUGAGUGUACUAUUAGCUCCGAAUGUUCAGCAGAUAAGGCCUGCAAAAGUCAAAAAUGUAUUGACCCAUGUCCAGGAACAUGUGGCAUCAACGCUCAAUGUAAAGUAAUCAACCAUAGUCCAAUUUGCAGUUGCAAUAUUCGAUUUACUGGAAAUCCAUUGACCAGAUGCUACCCUAUUCCACCACCAACUUUCGAAACCGCCAUAGCACCUGUUAGUGAUCCAUGCAUUCCAUCGCCAUGUGGUUUGAAUUCGAUAUGUCGUAAUAUCGGUAAUACGCCAUCUUGUUCCUGUUUACCAAAUUAUAUUGGAUCUCCACCAAAUUGCAAGCCAGAAUGUUUAAUAAAUUCAGAAUGCCCAAGUAAUAUGGCUUGUAUUCAAGAAAAAUGUAAAGAUCCAUGUCCGGGUUCAUGUGGCACAAAUACGCACUGUUCUGUAUUAAAUCAUGUGCCAAUUUGUACUUGCUUGGAUGGAUAUAUAGGCGAUCCUUUCAAUUAUUGUCAUCUCAAACCUAUCGAAGAACCGAUUGUGGAAUCAGAUCCAUGUAAUCCAUCACCCUGUGGAUCAAAUGCACAAUGCAAUAAUGGUAUUUGUACCUGUCUUCCUGAAUAUCAAGGCGAUCCGUAUAGAGGUUGUCGACCUGAAUGUAUAUUAAAUAACGAGUGUCCUAAAAAUAGGGCAUGUUUAAAAAAUAAAUGUAAGGAUCCAUGUCCAGGAACUUGCGGUACUAAUGCCGUUUGUUCUGUAAUUAAUCACAUACCUAUGUGUUCAUGCCAAGAAAAAUAUACAGGAAAUGCUUUUGUUUUAUGUAAUCCCAUUCCAGUGGAAGCUCCAAAAAAUCCAUGUAACCCAUCACCUUGUGGUCCUAAUAGUCAAUGUCGAGAAUACAACGGACAAGCAGUGUGUUCUUGCGUCCCAGGAUAUCUUGGAAAUCCCCCUACUUGUAGGCCGGAAUGUAUUACUAGCUCUGAAUGUCCCUUAAACCAAGCUUGCUUAAAUCAGAAAUGUAUGGAUCCUUGCCCAGGUACAUGUGGUAUUAAUUCUGAUUGUCACGUCAUCAAUCACAAUCCAAUAUGCAGUUGUCGACCAAAAUACAGUGGAGAUCCAUUUACCAGAUGUUUCCCUAUAUUGGAAGAGACUCAACCUGUCAUUCAAGAAAAUACGUGUGUACCAUCUCCCUGUGGUCCUAAUUCUCAAUGCCGCGAUAUGCGAGGAUCUCCGUCUUGUUCCUGUUUACCUGAUUUUAUUGGAACGCCACCAAAUUGUCGUCCCGAAUGCGUUAGUAACAGCGAAUGCCCUAAUAACUUGGCCUGUCUAAAUAGAAAAUGUAAAGAUCCUUGUACUAACGUCUGUGGAUCAAAUGCACAAUGCAGAGUUGUUAGUCAUGUUCCUAAUUGCGUCUGCAUACCAGGAUAUGUUGGAAAUCCGUUCUUCGAAUGUACUUUACAAGAAUCACCGAUUACUGAAAUUUUAAAUCCUUGCAGUCCAUCACCAUGUGGUAUUAACGCUAUAUGUAAAGAACAAAAUGGAGCUGGCUCUUGUAUAUGUCUACCUGAAUUUAUCGGUAACCCUUAUGAAGGUUGUAGACCUGAAUGUUCCAUUAAUACGGAUUGUGCAUCGAACAAAGCAUGCAUUAGAAAUAAAUGUAAAGACCCUUGUCCAGGUACAUGUGGAUCCAAUGCCGUGUGCCAAGUUAUUAAUCAUCUUCCAUCGUGCAGUUGUAAUCCCGGAUUUACCGGUGAUCCAUUUAGAUAUUGCAGUGCUAUACCAUUAUUAGGUAAUACAAUUUUAUUAAACCCGUGUAACCCCUCACCUUGUGGACCCAAUAGUCAGUGUCGAGAAGUAAAUACCCAAGCCGUUUGCUCAUGUUUGCCAAAUUAUUUUGGAAAUCCACCAAACUGUAGGCCAGAAUGCACAGUUAGUUCCGAAUGUGCUCUAAAUAGAGCUUGCAUUAAUCAGAAAUGUACCGACCCUUGCCCAGGUACAUGUGGCUUGAAUACAAUUUGCAAAGUAGUAACACAUAGUCCGAUAUGUUCAUGCAAAGAUCGAUUUACGGGAGAUCCAUUUUCCAGAUGCUAUCCAAUUCCACAGCCUCAACUAGACAUAGUUCCAGUAGUAUUAACGGAUCCUUGUAUACCAUCACCUUGUGGUCCCAAUAGCCAAUGUAGAAACAUAAACGGUUUACCUUCUUGUUCUUGUCUGUCGAGUUAUAUAGGCAGCCCACCAAAUUGUAGGCCUGAAUGUUCCAUAAACGCAGAUUGCACUAGUAAUCUGGCUUGUAUAAAUGAAAAAUGUAGGGACCCUUGUCCAGGAUCUUGUGGAGCGGGUGCUCAAUGUACCGUAACCAACCAUAUUCCUAUAUGUUCAUGCCCUGAUGGCUUUACUGGCGAUCCGUUUAGUUAUUGCAAUCUAAAACUACCGGAAAAAAUCCAGAAUAAAACAGAUCCAUGUUAUCCAAAUCCUUGUGGAUUUAAUGCACGAUGCAAUAAUGGUAUAUGUACGUGUUUGCCAGAAUACUUAGGCGACCCAUAUCAAGAAUGUAGGCCCGAAUGUGUGUAUCCUAACGACUGUUCGAGGGACAAAACUUGUAUACAAAGGAAAUGUAAAGACCCUUGUCCUGGUACUUGUGGACAAAAUGCUGAAUGUAACGUAAUCAACCACAUUCCCAUGUGUUCUUGCAGAGUCGGCUUUACAGGAAAUGCAUUUUUGGUCUGUUCUCCUAUAAGAGAGGAGGCACCUAAAAACCCUUGCAACCCUUCACCAUGUGGUCCCAACAGCCAAUGUAAAAAAGUGAAUGGGCAAGCGAUAUGCUCUUGCGUAAUUGGGUAUAUUGGUAGUCCACCUAAUUGCCGACCAGAAUGUGUAACAAGUCAAGAAUGUUUAUUAAAUCAAGCAUGCGUUAAUCAGAAAUGCAUAGAUCCCUGUCCCGGGACUUGCGGCAUUAAUGCAAACUGCCAAGUGGUUAAUCAUAGUCCUAUCUGUUCAUGCCGAAAUAAAUUUUCAGGAGAUCCAUUUAUACGAUGCACCCCCAUUCAAGAAGAACCAGUAGUAAGUCGUCCAGUUAAUCCAUGUCAACCAAGCCCAUGCGGUCCCAAUUCGGAAUGCAGAGUAAUUGGUGAAUCACCGUCAUGUUCCUGUUUACCGAACUUUGUUGGUCUUCCACCCAAUUGCAAACCUGAAUGCGUAUCAAAUAGUGAAUGUUCCUAUAAUUUAGCAUGUAUUAAUAACAAAUGCAAAGAUCCAUGCCCCGGUACUUGUGGUAUAAACGCAGAUUGCCGGGUAGUAAGCCACACACCAAACUGCAUUUGUAUCGAAGGAUAUAUAGGAGACCCAUUCCGCGAAUGUUACCCUCAGCCCCAACAAACUCCCGAAAUUUUAAAUCCAUGUUAUCCAUCGCCCUGUGGUUCAAACGCUGAAUGCAAAGAACAUAACGGAGCUGGAGCUUGUACUUGUCUGCCUGAAUAUAUUGGUAAUCCAUACGAGGGCUGCCGACCAGAAUGUUCGUUGAAUUCGGACUGUCCAUACAAUAAGGCUUGUGUUAACAAUAAGUGUCGAGACCCUUGUCCUGGAACAUGCGGACAAAAUGCUGAUUGUCAAGUUAUUAACCACCUACCUAUGUGUACAUGUCGUACGGGUUAUACAGGGGAUCCAUUCAGAUUCUGCAGAGUUCUUCCUGAACCCAUUCAAGAUGAAAUUAUACCUACAAAUCCAUGUAAUCCAAGUCCAUGUGGCCCUAACAGUCAGUGCCGCGAAGUAAAUGGGCAAGCCGUUUGUUCUUGUUUACCAAGCUAUAUCGGAAGUCCCCCAGGAUGUAGACCCGAAUGCACUGUCAGUUCCGAAUGCGCUUUGAAUAAGGCUUGUGUAAAUCAAAAAUGCUCCGAUCCCUGUCCAGGAACCUGCGGAUUAAAUGCCAAGUGUCAAGUUAUCAAUCACAAUCCAAUAUGUAGCUGUAACGUAGGCCAUACCGGUGAUCCAUUUACUAGAUGCUAUCCUAUUCCACCUCCGCAAAUACCAUUGAUUACUGCGGAAGUUACUGAUCCAUGUAUGCCAUCGCCAUGCGGGCCGAACAGUCAAUGUAGAAACAUAAAUGGAGUACCAUCUUGUUCUUGCCUGCAAGAGUAUAUUGGUUCGCCACCAAAUUGUAGACCAGAAUGUGUUGUUAACUCCGAGUGCUCAAGUAAUUUAGCAUGCAUAAGCCAAAAGUGUAGUGAUCCUUGUAUAGGAGCUUGUGGCAAUGCAGCGCAAUGUAACGUUAUAAACCAUCUACCAAUUUGUACUUGUCCAGAAGGUUAUACUGGUGAUCCAUUUAGCUACUGCAUUUUAAAACCACAAGAGGCACCCGUUUAUGAAGACCCCUGUAGCGUGACACCCUGUGGACCAAAUGCUCGAUGUGAUAAUGGUGUUUGUACUUGUUUGCCAGAAUACCAUGGUGAUCCAUAUAUCGGAUGUCGACCCGAAUGUAUUUUAAAUACCGAAUGUUCCCGUAACUUAGCUUGCAUAAGAAACAAAUGCAUUGAUCCUUGUCCAGGAACCUGUGGAACAAAUGCCGAUUGUAGUGUUGUCAAUCAUAUUCCUAUUUGUUCAUGUAUUCCAGGUUAUACUGGAAACGCCUUUAUUCUCUGCAAUCCCGUUCCUAAGCCUAUUCGCACCAACCCUUGCAAUCCCUCGCCUUGUGGUUCAAACAGCCAAUGUAGGGAAGUAAAUGGCCAAGCAGUUUGUUCCUGCGUGGUAGGUUACAUAGGUAGUCCACCAACCUGCCGUCCCGAAUGCGUUACAAGUUCCGAAUGUUCACUUGAUAAAGCUUGUCUAAAUCAAAAAUGUGUGGAUCCUUGUCCGGGUACUUGUGGUAUAGGAGCCACUUGCAAAACUAUAAACCACAAUCCCAUGUGCACAUGUCCAUUCCAAUAUUCCGGAGAUCCAUUUAUUCGCUGCAUUCAAAUACAACCAGUAGAGGCUACUCCAACAGAUCCUUGUAACCCAUCACCUUGUGGACCCAAUGCACAAUGUAGGGAAAUUAAUGGUUCUCCCUCUUGUUCUUGUUUGGCAGAAUUUGUAGGAUCACCACCAAACUGUCGACCAGAAUGUAUCAGUAAUAGCGAAUGCGCUAAUCAUCUAGCUUGUAUCAAUCAAAAAUGUAAAGAUCCUUGUCCGGGAGUGUGUGGAACUAAUGCUGAAUGUCGAGUAAUAAGCCAUACGCCAAAUUGCGUCUGUCUACCCGGAUUUGUAGGAAAUCCAUUUAGUUUCUGUAACUUACCUUCUCCGGCACCGGUCGAAGUGAUUAACCCAUGUAAUCCUUCUCCGUGUGGCGCAAACACACAAUGUAAAGAACAAAAUGGAGCCGGCGCAUGUAGUUGUUUACCCAAUUAUAAUGGAAAUCCUUACGAAGGUUGUCGACCAGAAUGUACCGUUAACUCUGAUUGUCCAUCAAACAAAGCCUGCAGCAAUAAUAGAUGUAUUGAUCCUUGCCCCGGUGUCUGUGGAUCCAAUAGCUAUUGUCAAGCAAUUAAUCAUGUACCCACUUGCAAUUGUCAGCCCGGUUAUACUGGUGAUCCAUUUAGAUUUUGCAAUCUCAUACCAGUGGUUCAACCGAUUCAAGAAGAGCCAAUAGAUCCUUGUUAUCCAUCCCCAUGCGGCCCCAACAGUCAAUGCAGAAAUGUUAAUAAUCAGCCCGUAUGUUCAUGCUUACCUGAGUAUAUUGGUAACCCACCUGGAUGUCGACCAGAAUGUGUAGUCAGUACAGAAUGUCCGCUUAAUAGAGCCUGUGUAAAUAGAAAAUGUGUAGAUCCGUGUCUGGGAACGUGUGGCCUUAACUCUAAUUGUCAAGUAAUAAAUCAUAGUCCAAUUUGUAGUUGUCGAGCAGAAAACACAGGAAAUCCAUUUACUCGAUGUUAUCCUAUUCCACCACCCGUUAUAGAGCCUCUUAGACCAGCCAUAGUUGAUCCUUGUAUACCAUCACCUUGUGGACCGAACAGCGAGUGCAGAAAUAACGGUGGUGUGCCUUCUUGUACUUGCCAAAAAGAUUUUCUAGGUUUUCCACCGAACUGUAAACCCGAAUGUGUAAUAAAUUCAGAAUGUGCCAGUCAUCUUGCGUGUAUCAAACAAAAAUGUCUGGAUCCUUGUCCUGGAUCUUGCGGAUUAAAUGCUGUUUGUUCCGUUACAAACCAUUCUCCUAUUUGUACUUGUUUCGAAGGUUAUGCAGGUGAUCCCUUCAUUAGCUGCUCUCCGAAAAAAACUGAAGUUGUAGUAUCAGAAAGUGACCCUUGUAAUCCAUCACCUUGUGGACCUAAUGCAAAUUGUAAUAAUGGAAUAUGCACAUGUAUUGAAGAAUAUCAAGGCGAUCCUUAUCAGGGAUGUAGACCUGAGUGCAUCAUUAGCAAUGACUGUUCAAGAAACCAAGCCUGUAUUAGAAAUAAAUGCACAGAUCCUUGUCCUGGAACGUGCGGAAUUAAUGCAAUUUGCACAAUAUUCGACCAUAUUCCUACAUGUUCGUGUCCUCCUGGUUUUAGCGGCAACGCUUUUAUACGCUGUUCUGAAGUAAUAGCUCCGCCUGUUGUAAAUCCGUGCUCUCCAUCGCCUUGCGGAGCAAAUAGUCAGUGCAGGGUAAUUAAUCAGCAAGCAGUAUGCUCUUGCUUACCCAAUUAUGUUGGCAGUCCACCUACUUGCAGACCAGAAUGUACUACCAGUGCUGACUGUGCUUUAAAUAGAGCUUGUCUCAAUCAAAAAUGUGUAGACCCUUGUCCUGGUACUUGCGGGAUUGGCGCUAAAUGCCAAGUUGUCAAUCACAACCCAAUUUGCACCUGCUCAAACGGACAAACUGGAGAUCCAUUUAUUAGGUGUCGUCCUAUACCCUUAGAAGAACCUCCUCUGACUAUAAACCCUUGUCAGCCAUCACCAUGUGGCCCAAAUUCGCAAUGUAAGGAUAUAAAUGGAUCCCCAUCAUGUUCUUGCUUACCAGAAUUUAUUGGUGUUCCACCAAGUUGUCGUCCUGAAUGUGUCAGUAAUAGCGAGUGUCCAUCUCACUUAGCAUGCAUUAAUCAAAAGUGUAAAGAUCCAUGUCCAGGCUCAUGCGGCCAAAACGCUGAGUGUAAAGUUAUAAGUCAUGCUGCGAAUUGUCACUGUAUUACCGGUUAUACAGGAAAUCCAUUUACUUCAUGUAAUAUUAUUCCGCUACAAGAACCAAUUGAAAAUAUGAAUCCAUGUAAUCCAUCACCUUGCGGCGCCAAUGCCGAAUGUCGCAUUCAAAAUAAAGCUGGCGCUUGCGUAUGCUUAGCAGAGUUCAUUGGAAAUCCGUACGAAGGCUGUCGUCCAGAAUGUACUAUUAACUCAGACUGUACAUCAAACAAGGCCUGCAUAAAUAAUAAAUGUAAAGACCCUUGUCCAGGAACUUGCGGACAAAACUCUAAUUGCCAGGUAAUCAACCACUUGCCAGCGUGCACAUGCAACCCUGGCUAUACAGGAGAUCCAUUUAGAUACUGCCAUAUUAUAUUACAAGAACCCAUUACUGAAAUUGUUCCUCAAAAUCCUUGCCAACCUAGUCCUUGUGGAUCUAACAGCCAGUGUCGAGAAGUGAACGGUCAAGCUGUUUGUUCAUGUUUACCAAAUUAUAUUGGUAGUCCACCAGGAUGUAGACCAGAGUGCACAGUCAGUUCUGAAUGUUCUAUGGAUAAAGCAUGUAUCAGUCAAAAAUGCAUUGAUCCAUGUCCAGGAACGUGUGGCCUAAAUUCUAAUUGUCAAGUCAUUAAUCACAGUCCAAUAUGUAGUUGUAAAAAUAGUUAUACCGGUGAUCCUUUCACAAGGUGCUACGUCAUUCCACCCCCACCUCAAACAGCGGUAAUUGAACCAAUAAGAGAUCCGUGUGUUCCUUCUCCAUGUGGACCGAAUGCUAUCUGCAGAAAUAUUGGCAACUCUCCAUCUUGUACAUGUUUACCUGAAUAUUUUGGAAGCCCGCCAAAUUGUAAACCUGAAUGUGUCAUCAACUCUGAAUGUCCAAGUAACUUAGCUUGCAUCAAUGAAAAGUGUAAAGAUCCCUGUCCAGGUUCAUGUGGCGUGAGCGCUCAAUGCUUCGUCAUAAACCACACACCAAUAUGUACUUGCCUUCCGGAUUACGUUGGUGAUCCAUUUACUUACUGUUCGCCAAAACCACCUGAAAUUCCAGAGCCUAUAGAAACUGAUCCAUGUAAUCCAUCACCUUGUGGUCCUAACGCUCAAUGCAAAGAUGGCAUUUGCAGCUGUUUACCGGAUUAUCAAGGAGAUCCAUACAGGGAAUGCAGACCGGAAUGUAUUCUAAAUAGUGACUGUUCUAGAGAUAAAGCGUGCAUUAGAAGAAAGUGUGUCAAUCCCUGUCCAGGAACCUGUGGACAAAAUGCUGAAUGCACCGUCACAAACCAUAUACCUAUAUGUACGUGCACAUAUGGCUAUACCGGAAAUGCCUUUAUAUAUUGUAACGUCAUUCCAAAACCGGUUAUUAGCAAUCCAUGCAACCCAUCGCCGUGUGGGCCCAACAGUCAAUGUAGAGAAAUUAAUGGACAAGCAGUAUGCUCCUGCGUUCCUAACUAUAUAGGAAGCCCCCCAACUUGCAGGCCCGAAUGCAUAACCAGUUCAGAAUGCAGCUUAGACAAAGCUUGUGUUAACCAGAAGUGUAUGGAUCCGUGUCCUGGAACCUGCGGUUUAAAUGCAAAUUGCAAAGUGGUGAAUCACAAUCCUAUCUGUAGUUGCUUACAAAACUAUAUCGGUGAUCCAUUUGUCCGAUGCACAUUAAAACCGUUAGAGGAACCUGUAAUUGUUAAUGUUUGCCAACCGUCUCCUUGCGGACCAAAUUCCGAAUGCAAAGAUAUUAACGGUUCACCAGCAUGCACAUGCUUAAAUGGUUUUAUUGGAUCUCCACCUAAUUGUCGUCCUGAAUGUAUUAGUAAUAGCGAAUGUUCGAGCCAAUUGGCAUGUAUACAACAGAAAUGUAUCGAUCCUUGUCCUGGAGUAUGUGGACAAAACGCAGAGUGUAGAGUAGUUAGUCACACUCCCAAUUGCAUAUGUAUAUCUAAUUAUGUUGGAAAUCCAUUUAUUUCGUGUUCACCUCCUCCAUUACCACCGCCAAAAGAUAUAAUAAGUCCUUGUUCACCAUCACCUUGUGGACCUAAUGCAAUCUGUAAAGCACAAAACAACGCAGGAUCUUGUUCAUGUAUUCAAGAUUAUAUCGGUAAUCCAUAUGAGGGUUGUCGACCUGAGUGCACCGUAAAUUCAGACUGUUCACCUGAUAAAGCUUGUAUUAAUAAUAAAUGUAAAGAUCCAUGUCCGGGAAUAUGUGGUCAAAAUGCACAAUGCCAUGUCCAAAACCAUCUGCCUCAAUGUACUUGCUUACCAGGUUAUUCAGGAGAUCCUUUCGCAUAUUGCAGUUUGAUACAAGCCAUUGAAGUGGUACAGAAACCUCAAGACCCAUGUAAUCCAUCACCUUGUGGUCCUAACAGUCAAUGUCGUGAAAUAAAUGGGCAAGGUGUAUGUUCCUGUUUAAUAAAUUACGUAGGCCAACCACCAAAUUGUAGACCUGAAUGUACCGUAAGCUCUGAAUGUUCACAAAACAAAGCCUGUAUCAAUCAGAAAUGUACAGAUCCUUGUCCUGGUGUUUGCGGUAUAAAUGCUAAAUGCAAUGUUAUAAACCACAGUCCAAUAUGUACUUGCAUUCCGACAUAUACUGGUGAUCCGUUUACUAAAUGUUUCUCGAUACCACCAUUACCCCCUGUACAACCUGUCCAGGAUUAUGUCAAUCCUUGUGUCCCGUCUCCAUGUGGACCCAAUAGUCAAUGCAGAGAUCUUAAUCAGCUUCCUUCUUGUACCUGUUUGCCUAAUUUCUUUGGUGCACCACCAAAUUGUAGGCCAGAAUGUACAAUCAAUUCAGAAUGUUCAAGUAAUUUGGCUUGCAUCCAACAAAAAUGCUCAGACCCUUGCCCAGGUUCAUGUGGAAGCAAUGCUAAAUGUUCCGUAUUUAACCACAUUCCUACUUGUACCUGCAUUGACGGGUUUACCGGUGAUCCAUUUACUUACUGUUUACCAAAACCACCGAAAAUCCCGGAACCUACUUUAGCUGAUCCAUGUAAUCCUACACCUUGUGGACCCAAUGCCAAUUGCAACAACGGCAUUUGCACUUGCCUUCCUGAAUACUACGGAGACCCUUACAGAGGCUGCAGGCCUGAGUGUGUUUUAAAUAGUGACUGUGACCGAAGUCGAGCUUGUAUUCGAAACAAGUGUCAAGAUCCUUGUCCAGGUACCUGUGGUACCAACGCGCAAUGUAUCGUUACCAAUCACAUUCCUAUGUGUACGUGCCUAGAAGGGUAUACAGGAAAUGCUUUUACAUUCUGUUCAAAAGUUCAAGAAAUUAUCUUACAAAAUCCAUGCAAUCCGUCACCAUGUGGCCCUAAUAGCCAAUGUAGAGAGAUCAAUCAACAAGCUGUUUGCUCUUGUGUGCCUGGAUUCUUCGGCAGUCCUCCUUCGUGUCGCCCUGAAUGUGUUUUAAGUUCCGACUGCCCCCUGAGCAAAGCCUGUGUAAACAAACAAUGUAUCGAUCCAUGUCCCGGCACUUGUGGUAUUGGAGCGCUUUGUCACGUUGUUAAUCAUAAUCCAAUCUGUAGUUGUCCUUCGCGAUAUACCGGAAAUCCAUUCACACAAUGUGUUUUAAUCCAAGAGCAACCAAUAGAAGUACAAAAAACACCAUGCCAACCUUCUCCGUGCGGUCCAUUUUCAGAAUGUAAAGCAAUAAAUGGACAAGAAGUUUGUUCUUGCCUGCCGGGUUACAUAAAUUCGCCUCCAAAUUGUCGACCGGAAUGCGUCAGUAAUAGCGAUUGUUCCUUUAAUCUCGCCUGUAUAAACGAAAAAUGUAAAGAUCCAUGCCCCGGAGUGUGUGGUACAAAUGCUAACUGCAGAGUUGUUAAUCACAUUCCGGAAUGCUAUUGUCUAGAAGGAUUUACAGGAAACCCGUUCACAUCAUGCGCUCUACCACCGCCCCCACCACCCGAAAUUAUCAACCCUUGUGUUCCGUCGCCUUGUGGAGCAAACGCCAUCUGUAAAGAACAUAAUAACGCUGGCUCUUGCACGUGUUUGCCAGAUUAUAUAGGAAACCCGUACGAAGGAUGCAGGCCAGAAUGCGUUUUAAAUUCCGACUGUCCCUCCAAUAAAGCUUGCAUUUCGAAUAAGUGCAAGGAUCCUUGCCCGGGAACGUGUGGAUCCAAUGCAGAAUGUUCAGUAAUUAAUCAUCUACCUAACUGUUACUGUUUACCUGGAUAUACCGGCAACCCGUUCAAUUAUUGUUCUUUGCAACCUCCAGAACCAGUCGUAGCCAAAGAUGAGCCAAAGAAUCCUUGCCAACCAUCUCCUUGUGGACCGAAUAGCCAAUGCCGUGAAAUUAAUAAGCAAGCGGUGUGUUCCUGCUUGCCGGAUUACAUCGGCAAUCCGCCAAACUGCAGACCGGAAUGUACGGUGAGCUCUGAAUGUGCUCAGAACAAAGCGUGCAUCAAUCAGAAAUGUACCGAUCCCUGCCCUGGAACUUGCGGCCUGAACACUCAGUGUAACGUAGUGAACCACAGCCCCAUUUGUAGUUGUCUGUCGGGUCAUACAGGCGAUCCAUUCACUAGGUGUUACCCAAUUCCGCCUCCCACACCAACUAUAAUUGAAGAAGUUAACCCAUGCAUACCAUCACCUUGUGGUCCUAACGCAGAGUGUCAGAAUGUACAGGGAUCCCCCAUAUGCAGAUGUUUGCCUACAUUCAUUGGAAAUCCACCCAACUGUAGACCCGAAUGCGUGAUCAAUCAAGAAUGCUCUAGUAACUUAGCCUGCAUUAGACAAAAAUGCUCAGACCCUUGUCCAGGCUCUUGUGGAUUCGGCGCUCAAUGUUCUGUAAUAAAUCACACACCGAUUUGUAGUUGUCCAGACGGAUACACCGGUGAUCCGUUUGUUAAUUGUGUCCUUAAACCUCCCGAGGCUCCAAAACCUGUCGAAACUGAUCCAUGUAAUCCAUCUCCAUGCGGAUCCAAUGCUCAAUGUGCCAAUGGAAUAUGUACAUGUUUGCCUGAAUAUCAGGGUGAUCCUUACAGAGGAUGUAGGCCAGAAUGUGUCUUAAACAGUGACUGUCCACGGGACAGAGCCUGUAUCAGAAAUAAGUGUGUUGACCCUUGUCCUGGAACCUGUGGAACUAAUACUGUAUGCUCUGUAAUAAACCAUAUUCCUAUGUGUUCAUGCAUUGACGGAUAUACAGGAAAUGCCUUUGUGAUUUGUUCACGGAUUCCACCCGAAGCACCUAAAAACCCAUGUAAUCCAUCACCAUGUGGACCAAAUAGUCAAUGUCGUGAGAUAAAUGGACAAGCUGUUUGUUCUUGUGUACCAAACUUCAUCGGAUCACCACCUACAUGUAGACCCGAAUGCGUAACUAGUUCCGAAUGUCCCCUAAAUCAAGCCUGUAUUAAUCAAAAGUGUAUUGAUCCAUGUCCAGGCACCUGCGGCAUAAACGCCCAAUGUCAAGUGAUUAAUCAUAAUCCGAUAUGCACUUGUUCCAACGGAUUCACUGGCGAUCCAUUCAUUAGAUGCACACAAAUUCAACAAGUACCAGUCGAAUACAAGAAUCCUUGUAAUCCUUCUCCGUGUGGUCCAAACGCGCAGUGUCGAGAAAUAAACGGAUCUCCAUCGUGUUCUUGUUUGGAAAAUUAUAUUGGACAACCGCCCAAUUGCAAACCAGAGUGUGUCAGCAAUAGUGAAUGCCCCAAUCAUUUGGCGUGUAUAAAUCAAAAAUGCAAAGACCCGUGUCCAGGAACUUGCGGACAAAACACCGAAUGUCGAGUUAUUAGUCAUACCUCUAAUUGUGUAUGUUUACCUGGAUUUACUGGAGAUCCAUUUACUAUCUGCUCUUUAGAAGUGAAACCUAUACCUGUUGAAAGGCCCACACCUUGCUUACCUUCGCCAUGUGGAUCAAAUGCUGUUUGUAGAGAACAAAAUGGUGCCGGAACUUGCUCGUGCUUACCUGAAUUUAUCGGAAAUCCCUACGAAAGUUGUAGACCAGAAUGUACUAUUAAUUCCGACUGUCCGUCCAAUAAAGCUUGCUUGAGAAAUAAAUGCGUAGACCCUUGUCCAGGCACUUGCGGACAGAACGCAGAAUGCCAAGUUGUUAAUCAUUUACCGUCUUGUUCAUGUCUACCAAGAUUCACUGGCGAUCCAUUCCGAUUCUGUCAUUUAAUACCCCCUGAAGUAACGAAAGAUGAAGGUACUCCUUGUCAACCAUCACCUUGUGGACCUAAUAGUCAAUGUCGCGAAGUAAACGGUCAAGCAGUGUGUUCUUGUUUGCCUAAUUAUAUCGGUAGUCCCCCUGGUUGCAGACCUGAGUGUACUGUGAGCACAGAAUGCCCCAGUACAAAAGCAUGUAUUAAUCAAAAAUGUACUGAUCCUUGUCCUGGAACGUGCGGAUUAAACGCAAACUGUCAAGUAGUAAACCAUAGCCCUAUAUGUAGUUGCACGAAUGGAUUUACGGGUGAUCCGUUUACGAGAUGUUAUGCCAUACCACCUCCAGAACCAGCAAAACCGAUUUAUGACCAAAAUCCUUGUUUGCCUUCACCGUGUGGACCAAAUAGUCAAUGUCGCGAUAUCGGUGGAAAUCCGUCAUGUUCCUGCUUACCAACAUACAUAGGAAGCCCACCCAACUGUCGUCCAGAGUGUACUAUUAAUUCUGAAUGCUCCAGUAACUUGGCUUGUAUACAACAGAAGUGCAGAGAUCCAUGUCCAGGUUCAUGUGGCACUAAUGCCCAGUGCUCUGUAAUUAAUCACACACCAAUAUGCACCUGUAUUGAGGGAUAUAUUGGUGAUCCGUUUACUUUAUGUUCUCCUAAACCACCUGCAUUACCAGAACCAGUAGAAACUGAUCCGUGCAAUCCUUCUCCUUGUGGUGUUAAUACUCGAUGCAAUGAUGGGGUUUGUACGUGUCUUCCAGAAUAUCAAGGAGAUCCUUAUCGUGGAUGCAGACCUGAAUGUGUACUUAACGCUGAUUGUCCAAAAGAUCGAACAUGCAUUAGAAAUAAAUGUCAAGAUCCUUGCCCUGGUACAUGUGGUACUAAUGCUGAAUGCGCAGUUAUUAAUCAUAUUCCAAUUUGUUCUUGCUUGACAGGAUACACAGGAAAUGCUUUCGUUAUUUGUUCCAAGAUUCCAGUUGAGAUUCCUAAAAAUCCAUGCCAACCUUCGCCAUGUGGUCCCAAUAGCCAAUGUCGUGAAAUUAAUGGCCAAGCGGUAUGCUCGUGUGUACCGGGUUUUAUCGGAAGUCCACCAGCCUGCCGGCCGGAAUGCGUUACUAGUUCCGAAUGUGCUCUAAAUAAAGCGUGUCUUAAUCAAAAAUGCAUUGAUCCUUGCCCAGGCACAUGUGGUUUAAAUGCACAAUGCCAAGUUGUUAAUCAUAAUCCUAUUUGCAGUUGUCUACCAAGUCAAACAGGCGAUCCCUUUACUAGAUGUUUACCAAUAAGAGAAGAACCUGUAGUAGCGACCAAUCCAUGUCAACCAAAUCCUUGUGGCCCGAAUGCUCAAUGUAAAGCUAUCGGAGACUCGCCAUCUUGUUCUUGUCUUUUAGAUUUUAUCGGUACCCCACCAAACUGUCGUCCGGAAUGUGUCAGCAAUAGUGAAUGCGCCUCUCAUCUUGCCUGUAUUAAUCAAAAGUGUAAAGAUCCUUUGGAACGACCUGUCAACCCGUGCCAGCCGAGCCCGUGCGGCGCGAACGCGGUGUGCCAAGUGCGAGGCGAGAGCCCGGCCUGUUCGUGCGUCGAGGGCUUCGUAGGCCAGCCGCCCUCGUGUCGACCGGAGUGCACUAUCAAUCCGGAGUGUCCGAGCGCGCGCGCAUGUAUCAACCAAAAGUGUCGCGACCCGUGCCCGGGCACGUGCGGACCCAACGCGCUGUGUUCCGUCGUCAAUCACAACCCGGUGUGCACGUGCGGUCCGGGUUUCACCGGUGAUCCGUUCAGAGGAUGCAUCGUGACGCCAC